This is a messenger RNA of Podarcis lilfordi (Lilford's wall lizard), 69499 nucleotides long. Lineage: Eukaryota; Metazoa; Chordata; Lepidosauria; Squamata; Lacertidae. The record is from the annotation of a GenBank genome assembly.
GGAGAGGAGAAACGCGGCUCCCUCCCCGCUGCGGGCUCCGGGCUCCCUGCUCCGCUGGCUUUCGUAGCCUGGAGUGGCCCGGGGCCCGGCCAUGUCCGCUUUCUGCUUGGGGCCCGUUUCAGCACCAUCGGAACUGGACAGCGCCUGCCGCAUGGAACUGCAAGGGCCGCCCCAGUCGACGUCGGAGGGGGGAGCCAAGGACAGCCGGAGCUCGCCCACAGCCGGGCCCGCCGCCGCCGCCGCUUCCUCUUCCUCUUCCUCGGCCUUCGAGGUGGGCGGCUCGGAAGGAGAGCUGGAGCUGGAGGAAGAGCUGGCUCUGCUAGCCGCCGCCGGGGAUGCUGCGCCCGGGGAGCCCGAGUCCAUGGGCCCGGCGGAGGCGGCUCCGCAGCCGGAGCUGCUCUCCCUGAUGAGGCAGAAGGAGAAGGAUUUGCUGUUAGCCGCUCGGCUCGGGAAGGCGCUGCUGGAGCGCAACCAGGAUAUGAGCCGCCAGUACGAGAGGAUGCACAAGGAGCUGACGGAUAAGCUGGAGGUGAGGCGGCCCGGACGAAGAGGGCGAGGAGGGGAGGGGAAGGGGAAGCCGCCCCUCGCUGGGGCUGAUUCUGGAAGGGAGAGAGCUGCGUGUCUGUGACUCAGGUGGCCUGUCCGGAGAUUGGGGCCGCGGAGCUUCCUCCUACCCCAUAACCCCAGAUGUGCAAGCAGGGGACAGUUAAUGUGAACUCGGGUUUGCCAAGGCCUAGACCCAGAACCACUGUGGCAGGUUCCAAAACACAUUUUUGUGUGUGUGUGUAUGUGUGUGUGUGUUUUUGGGUCUACAGUCUAGGCCCUGGGUGUGAAUAUUCAACCAAAGGGCAUCUGACCAUGUGCAGAGAACAUCUUUUGGGGAUGGUGAAGAGUUUCCGAGCAUGUGCAGAGAGCCUCUCCCAUCAGCUAACUCCAGCCGCCCCCUUUCUUUCCCCAAGACCUUUGCAUCUUGGAUUGUGACAUACACUUUCUAAUUUAUCAUUGCUAAUAAUGGUUUAUGACUUCAGGUUUGGGUCUCAGGGUCUCCUGUUUGUAGUGUGGGGGGAAGUAUUCUGCCCAUGCUCAGGACUGCCAUUUGUGGGAACCUAACCUCAUUUGAGAGGACUGAAUUCAGGGUACUGGCAAAUAGAUUGUGCUGCCAGGGCCUAGCAAGUCAUGGUGGCUCUAGCUAAGGCCACAGAGAAGGUUUGAGCAGUGGAGCAGACCAAGAGCAGAACUUCUGUGUAAUAUCGAGCUAACCUGAAGUAUCUGAAAGGUGCAGUCCUGAGAGGAGAGGGGAAGGCCCUGUUUACUCCACGUUUGCCAGAUGUCCCUUAAUCAUUUCUAAUGCUACAGAAGACAUAUUUAGUGCCAGCACUGCAUGAAAUACAGAAACAGCAUGCACCCAACAUAGAAAUGUCCUUCGUCUGACCAGGCUGUAGCACUGGGAGCCCCAUCAACAUAUUGCCCCUAUUUGUGGUAAGCUCAGAGUCAGGGAAGCCUGAGGACCUCCAGGCCUCUCUGUCUGGCCCUUGGGACUCUCCUGUGCCACACCCACUGUCCCCAAGCCACAACUCUUUCUGGCCCUGCUUUGCACCCUCAUGAGUGUUAUUGUCUGUCUGGAAUUUUCAUAAAGAAAGAAAUGUGUAUUCUCCAUUUCUAGGGCCUAUGUACUGCCCAGUGUGGCUUACACUUAUUUUAAAAUCACAGUAGCAUAUGAAUGGUGGGGAAACAAUUCGUUAAAAUACAACCAAGUCUUCACCAAUUUGGUGUCCCUCCAAAUGUCCUGGACCACAGCUCCCAUCAUCCCCAGCCAGCAUGGCCAUGCUAGCUAGGGCCAAUGGAAACAUGUCCUUAAACUCUGGUAAUGCCUCUUGCUUGUCUCGAUGGAGUCUAGAGACGGAGGGGUGUGCAGAGAAUCUAACCCACUGUACAAAGGUACAUUUACAUACAUUGUUCCAUCUGCUUUUGCCUCUGACCCCACCCAUCAACAGCAGGCAACGCCCUGCAAGGGAGUGUGACCCUGGCACUGAAAAAAGAUUCCCUAGCCCCUCUAUAGGCCUUCUACUUUUACCUAUUCAAAGGGAGUUGAAAAAGAAUGGGAUGGGGGAGAGAGACCAAGGAUUGCCACCUAAGCAGUACAGAUGAGAGCAGGUUGACUAUCCUGCACAUCAGGGAGUGUGUGGGGCUAACCUGUAACCCUCCAGAGGUGGCUGUGUUCCAGCUUCCAUAAUCCCAGGCCAUUGAUGAUGCUAGCUAGGGCUGAUGGGACUUGGCAACUGGAGAGACACAGGUUCCUCUUCCCUGUUUUAGAUGUUCUUGGGCUGCAGGUUCCACCAGCCCCAGCCAGUGUGGGCAAUUGUCAGGGAUUGUUGGAACUUUAGUCCAACGACAUUUGGAGGUCCACAGGUUCCUCACUUUUUCUGUACAUGAGAGUUGGAGCGCCGUGUGGUCUUUCCCUGGGUAGGCUCCACGUAUAACGCCUUGAUCUUAUCCUGUUAGUAGUUGGACUGUGUCAUUUUUGUUUACACACACACACACACACAAACAAUUUUUGCAAGUAGGAGGAUAAGUUUGGCAGGAAGCAACAUGCUCAUAGUUGCCCAGAUGAUCAGCAGCAGUUGUGCUGUGCUCCAAGGACGAUGCUCUGUCCCACUUGCACUUUCCAUGGUUUCAUAACUUAUUUUGAAGCCUUGAUUCUCAGAGUGAGAAGGCCUCCCUAAACAAGCACAGGCAGUUGUCAGGGGGAGGGAUAAAAUGCCACGGUAGGCCCCUCCUAGCCUAGUUCUGUGGGCAUGCUGAUUGGAUGAGAAGACAACAUGCUAGCCUAUGCACUCUCCAAUUAGUGUGCCCUGAAUGACACUGGCAUCCGACAGUGCUGAGGCUGGCAGAUCUGGGGGAGAAUGGGUGUAAUAUCCCUGUCACCACUCAUCCUUUCUUGAUGCCUUUUUUAUUUUCUGUGGAUUCCUUCCCUUUAGGGCAGGGGUGUGGUUCAAGUAACACUUCAAAAGUUGUCGGACUCCUGGUCCCACCAGGCUUAGCCAGUGCAGCCAAUGAUCAGGGAUGAUGAAACUGUAGGCUGUGUAAAGGUAAAGGUAAAGGGACCCCUGACCAUUAGGUCCAGUCGUGGCCGACUCUGGGGUUGCGGCGCUCAUCUCACUUUAUUGGCCGAGGGAGCCAGCGUACAUCUUCCAGGUCAUGUGGCCAGCAUAACUAAGCCACUUCUGGCGAACCAGAGCAGCACAUGGAAACGCCGUUUACCUUCCCGCCGGAGCGGUACCUAUUUAUCUACUUGCACUUUGACGUCCUUUCGAACUGCUAGAUUGGCAGGAGCUGGGACCGAGCAACGGGAGCUCACCCCGUCGCGGGGAUUUGAACCGCCGACCUUCUGAUCAGCAAGUCCUAGGCUCUGUGGUUUAACCCACAGCGCCACCCGCGUCCCACGUACCAUAGCUGUCAAUUUUUCCCUUUUCUUGCGAGGAAUCCUAUUCGGAAUAAGGUUAUUUCCCUUAAAAAAAGGGAAACGUUGACAGCUAUUCUGUGUACACACUAUAUAUCAUUAAAGCACGUUCAAGCACAUUCUUUCCUUCAACUAAUUCUGGGCACCGUAGUUUGAAAAGAGUAUAGGUUUAUACUGGACCAUUCACGUACCAUUCUAUUUUAUUAUAUUCUCUGUGAAGCUUCCCCAACGUUACUGCAUUCUGUCAUCCAGAGGAGCACCCUUGCUCAAUAGUGCAACAAAAGCAGGACAAAACAAAAACAAAACAGAACACUUGCCCCAAGAGUUCUGCAGGUGUAAACAAUACUGAAGGCAGGAUCAUGUAUAACUUCCCUGAUAUUGCCAUGAGACCAAAUGAUAAUGAAUGCGCAGUAACAAGGAUGUCUGCCUGGGUCCUUGAUCUACCUUCUGUCCUUCCCACUAAGCAUUUAGUUACUUAGUUAACAGAAGCUGCUGGAGCAGUGUACAGAAUAAAACAGAAAACCCAUUUCUAAAAGCAAUAAAAUCGUUUCUAAAACCCUAUCUUACCACUUCUAGAAAGCAACAAAACUGUUUUUGCAAAUAGGCAAUCAGUAUUGUGUAAGUGACUGGGUCAGCCAUCAAGGAAAGCCUAAAAAGAUAUUAAUUAGGUAGCUAAACAACAUGAUGUGAUGCACCUGUGCAAUUCUGGCUGGUAAUUGAUUGCAGAGGGCUGGAGUUACAAUCCUGAAAUCCUAGUUUCUAGGGCAAGCUAAGCACACCCUCAGCAGUGCCUGCCUGAGAAUUGCAGUUGCUGGGCAGGUAUAUAUUGGGUGAGGCGGUCCCUUAGGUAAGCUGGUCCCAAUGCUAAAAGUAGAAACCUUGAAAUGUUCCUUUUCAUUUCAUAAAAUUGAUACACCAGUUGACUGUUUAAAAAAACCCUCAAAGUAGUUUACAAAGAGAAAUGUUCCUGGUAGCAUAUUGGCAGCCAGUGCAGCGCCCUCAGAGGUGUCAUACGGUGUUGAAGAAAUGCCCCAGUCAACAACCUAGUUGCUGCAUUCUAUACCAGCUGUAGUUUCCAAGUUAAGCCCAAGGGACGCCCCACUUAGAGCACAUUGCAAACAACUUUAAUGCAGAUACCUACUAGGCUGUUUUGAGCUUGAUUUAUAUACUGUACUUAAAAACCUCCAAGGAAGGAGAGUCCACCACAGAGGUCAGCAAACAUUUUCCACUACCCCUCAGACCUUGUGGGGGGCCAGACUAUAUUUUGAAGGGGAAAAAAUGAACGAAUUCCUAUGCCCCACAAAUAACCCAGAGAUGCAUUUUAAAUAAAAACACACAUUCUACUAGUGUAAAAGCACCAGGCAGGCCCCACAAAUAACCCAGAGAUGCAUUUUAAAUAAAAGCACACAUUCUACUCAUGUAAAAACAUGCAGAUUCCCAGACCGUUCACGGGCCAGAUUUAGAAGGCCGUUGGGCCGGAUCCGACCCCAGGGCCUUAGUUUGCUGACCCAUGGUUCACCAUCUCUUGCAGAAGUCUGUUCCACUGUUGAAUAGCUCUUAACUGUCAGAAAAUUCUUCCUGAUGUUUAGUCAGAAUCUACUUCAUUGUAACUUGAAUCCAUUGGUUCGGCUCCUAGCCUCCAGAACAGGUAGAGGCAAUUCAAUACUAUAGAGUUUACAGCAGCUGUCCUCGUGCCCUGCUGAUAUUUUUGACUACAACUUCCAUCAGCCCCUGCUGGCCCUAGACUGUGAGGUGGGAUGAGACCAGCCACCCUGGGGAGGGGGACAGCUGUGUAUGCCACCUUGAGCUCGUUGAAGGGAAGGUGGGAUAUAAAUAAAAUAAAUAAAUAUUCACCACAUCAUCAAUUCCGCUUUCAAACUGCUUUUGACACUUAGACAGGGAGAGUGUUCUGUCUUCAGUCUAUAAUUUCUAUGAAAAAAAGCACAAAAUGACCAUUUUCCUGAAAUUCCAUCUAUUAGCCCUAGUAUGGUGCUGUAUUCUCCCCCACCCUCUUUCUAUAUAAAAUGACCUUAAUUCUUUCAUGCCUGGAAAUGACUGCACUAAAUCCUCCAAAUGAGCUUUUCAUGACCUCCAGCAUUAAUGCUUUAGGAAACACAAGGAAACCACUGAGAGAUCCUUUAUGUAUCUAGGAGUGACGGAGCGUUCUGUAGAUUGCUUCUAGUAUGAACUGCUUUGCAUACAUCUAGCACCGACCUUUUUCUUAAAGGCCAACGAAGAACAUAGAAAGCUGCCUUGCCUUGAGUCUGACCCAUGUUCCACCUUCCUGAGUACUGUUGACACUGACUGGCAGCAGUUCUCUAGAGUUUCAGACAGAAACAUUUGGAGAGCUGCUGCCACCAGCCAGUGUCAAUAGUACUCAGCAAGUGUGGGAUGUGAAACACAAGAGCAGUCAAGUACAACAUUCCUAGAGUGAACAUGUUUACACAUGGGGAGGAAUGUUUGUCCAGCCAGCAGGUAAACUUCCUGUUUCCUUCUGGGCUGGGACAGACUUCCUCUGCAUGUGACUAGAGGUGGGCGUGGCCUCACCUGUGCAGGUAACGACAAAAGCACAGGGCAGGGCAGCCAUCUCUCUCUCUCUAUGACUAUUUUCGUCGAAGAAGCAACAUCUGCUUAGCCAAAGAUGCUCUCUUGGCAAGGACAGUCUCCUUAUGAGAUAGUUUCCAGGUGUAUGUUACUUUUCUAAGCUGAGUCUGCCUUCUGGGAUCUGAUUGUGAACAGAAUGUGAGUGAGUAAACUUUUUUAAUACUUUUAUAGAAGACUGUGUCGUGUCUUAUCUUUUAUGAGGGAAUAAGGGGAAAAUACCAGAGCAGUUAUUAUAGAGGCUUUAGCAAGCCUGAGCAAACGCCUCCGCUGUGAGUUUAAAAGGGCGAAUGUUACUCUGCUAAAUUGUGAACUUGUUAACACAAGCUGGAAAGGCUAUAACCAAACAAUAUAUCCUCUCCUGCAUCCCUGAACAGCAAGAUGGAUCAGGAGUUCAGCUCAGUAUAAAGCAGCUUCCUAUGUUCCUUAUGGAUUUCACACAGGGAAUGUUCCCAGCCCUACCUGGAGCAAUUGGUCCAUCUGGCUCAGUAUUUUCUACCCUGACUGGCAGUAUCUUUCCAGGAUUUGGGGCAGCGGUCACUCCAGCCCUGAGACAUUCUGCAUGCAAAGCAGGUGCUCUACCACUAAGCUACAGCUGUUCCCCACUGGGCACCAUCUUCUGCUUCCCCAUAUUUCAAGUUUUUCUCACCUUCCACAAAUAUGUAGGCCACACUGGUCUCUGGCCCAUCAUGAGUUUAUUUCUGUGACAAUAUGUAGUCAUUGAGCUCUCAGUCGUCUCUCAUGCAACUGCACUAGAUGCAACAGCUUCAAUCCUGUAUGCACUCACAGACUUUCUUGGGAGUAAGGCCCAUUGAACCCUGCAGGCUUUUUUUCUAAAGGCACGCAGCAUGGCAAUGUGAGAGAUGGAGCCUGAAUCUAGAAUCCCUUUGUUCAACUCUUGCCUCGGCUAUAAACUCACUUGUGACCUGAGAUAUGAACUCACUCAGUCCCUCUGCAGUAAAAAAAACCCAAACUAAUGCUAAAUAGUUUUUAUAUUGUGUUUCAAUGCUGUAACCUGCCCUGGAACCUUAGGGUGAAGGGUGGGUAAAUAAUAAUAAUAAUAAUAAUAAUAAUAAUAAUAAUAAUAACAAUAAUAAUAAUAAUAUAUUGCAAGUGGCCUGAUGCCCUCCAGAUAUUUUGAUUACAACUCCCAGGCAGCAUGGUCAUGCUAAAAUCGUGUGCCUGAAGCACUUUGGACAAUCAGAAUUAUAUAAAUGCUAUGCAUUUUUUAUCCUUGAAUCUACUUGGAGAUGAGGCACUAAAAAUGUAAUAAGGUUGCUUUAAAAGCUUACUGUGUGGUAGAUGCAUUCAGAAGGUCCCAGGUGUGAUCUCCUGCCUCUCCAGGAAAGGCUGGGACAAAUCACUAUCUGAAACUCUAGAGAGUGACUGCCAGUCAGUGUGGACCACACUGAGCUAGAUUGACCAAUGAGUCUGACUUGGUAUAAAUCAACUUCCUUUGUUCAUCAGGAGGAAUUUGAAGGAAGGAGAGAUGCUAUUGUACAGGUAUUGUAGGGAAUGGUUUUAGGCAGAGGUGAAAGCAAGGGAGGAAUGGCAGUUAAGGAUAAGGAUAUCAGUGACUGCUAGCCAUGGUGGCUAUGCUCUGCCUGCUGGCCUGAUCCAGCAGGCUAUUCUUAUGUUUUUAUGUAAGAGAACAAGGAACUUUGGGUGUUGUCCCAGAUUAUCUGUUUAUUGAGCAUUCAUCUUGAUAAAAGAAUGAAAGACAAUCCUAAUGAUAAUUUUUGUUACUAUAUAUCUUAUAUGGCUGCGUGCGUGUGUGUGUGUGUGUGUGUGUGUGUGUAUGAUUGUAUAUGGAUGUUUUUAGAUGGUCUGUACCUGUAAUGCAUAAUAAAGGUUUGGCGAAAGAAAGAUUCAUCUUGAUUUGUUUUCAGAGAGACUGGACAACGGUGGCUAUUUAAUGAGCAUUCAUUCUGAUUUGUUUGCAGGGAGGUUAGAUGACAUUGCAUCAAAGCAGGUGUUAUUCCAUACUUUUCACAGCGUUGUCCCAAUGCUUUCCUUAGCUCGGAAAGUCUCGUCUUUUGCAAGAAGCAGGUAUGCUGCAAAAGGCCUCCUAAUUAGCCAUAAUUGUGUGACCUGAAUUUGCUGGUAUGUGAUUGAAUCCCACCGACAAUACUGACGCGGUAUAAAGCUGCUCCAUUUUCCCAUUUAAAUUAACCCUUUGUUCCGAACCAUGAGGAAAGAGAUGUUUACUUUUAGGAGAAGGGUCAAAGCACAGUGGUGGGGCAACUGCUUUGCAUGCAGAAUAUCCCAGGUUCAAUUGUUGGCGUCUGCAGGUAGGGCUGGGAACACCCCCUGCCUGAAAUCCAUGAGAAGCAUAGAAAGCUGCAUUACACUGGGCUGAACCCUUGAUCUAUCUACCACAGAACUGUUUUUUUUUUUUUAAUGUAUUUUUAUUAAAUAAAUGAUUUACAAAAGUAUGUGCAAUGUUUCUCUUAUUUCCCCCCCCCCCCAUGUAACAUUUUUUACAAAUCGGUUUCAUUUGUUGAGACAUUAGGAAGCAAAGGGGGAAAGAGGUGGAGGGGGGGGAAGAUGGUGGGGGUGGGGUCGGGUGGCGAUGUUUCUAUUUUACUUAAUAUAUGUGGGGUUUGGUAUCAGCGGUGCUUGUGCAGGUUCUCUGCUGUUCACUUGUGUUCCUUUGGUGGUGAGAGAGGUUGGGGUUAGCCUAGGGCAGGGGUAGGCAAACCAAGGCCCGGGGGCCGGAUCCGGCCCAAUCGCCUUCUAAAUCUGGCCCGCGGAUGGUCCAGGAAUCAGCGUGUUUUUACAUGAGUAGAAUGUGUGCUUUUAUUUAAAAUGCAUCUCUGGGUUAUUUGUGGGGCCUGCCUGGUGUUUUUACAUGAGUAGAAUGUGUGCUUUUAUUUAAAAUGCAUCUCUGGGUUAUUUGUGGGGCCUGCCUGGUGUUUUUACAUGAGCAGAACGUGUACUUUUAUUUAAAAUGCAUCUCUGGGUUAUUUGUGGGGAAUAGAAAUUCGUUCUUUUUUUUCUUCACAAUAUAGUCCGGCCCCCCACAAGGUCUGAAGAACAGUGGACCGGCUCCCUGCUGAAAAAGUUUGCUGACCCCCCUGGCCUAGGGUGUGGUUGUUCAUUUGUACCACAGAACUGUUGACACUGACUGGCCGCAGCUCUCCAAAGGCUUAGACAGGAUUCCGUCUGAAACUCUGAGAGCUGCUGCCAGUCAGUGUCAACAGCAUUCAGCAAGAUGGAUCUUUUUGUGGGGAUAUUCAGCAAAUUGUCAUUGAUGCAAUAAUAGUGGAUUAGUGGUAGAUUUACACUACAGUUUCUGCACAUAAUUCCUCUUUAUUAAUUUUUCUGUGAUGCUGUGUGCUAUAAUGCAGCAAAGUAGGACACACACACCAGGACAUUAGUGGUAUAAAAACUUACAGGAUAUCACACUGGUGGCUGACGCCCAUGGGACCAGUAGGGUGGAAUUGAGCACCAUGCUAUUACAAUAAUGAUGUCAGCACAAGCAUGUCAUUCCUGAUAGAAUUAUGUCUCCUCAUCUCCCUCUGCACUCCUCAAAUCCCCUUGGUGACUGGGAGCAGCCGCCGAGACCACAUAACACCGGUCUUGAAAGACCUACAUUGGCUCCCAGUACGUUUCCCAGCACAAUUCAAAGUGUUGGUGCUGACCUUUAAAGCCCUAAACGGCCUCAGCCCAGUAUAUCUGAAGCAGCGCCUCCACCCCCAUUGUUCUACCUGGACACUGAGGCCCAGCGCCAAGGGCCUUCUGGCGGUUCCCUCACUGCGAGAAGCCAAGUUACAGGGAAUCAGGCAGAGGGCCUUCUCGGUAGUGGCACCCACCCUGUGGAACGCCCUCCCACCAGAUGUCAAAGAGAACAACAACUACCAGACUUUUAGAAGACAUCUGAAGGCAGCCCUGUUUAGAGAAGCUUUUAAUGUUUGAUGUAUUACGGUAUUUUAAUAUUUUGUUGGAAGCCACCCAGAGUGGCUGGGGAAGCCCAGCCAGAUGGGCAGGGUAUAAAUAAUAAAUUGUUAUUAUUAUUAUUAUUAGUAGUAUUAUUAUUAAUUCCCUGGAGCCAAUUUGGGGGAGCACAGGGGAGAAGAAGUUAUAAAGCUCUGUUGUGCUAGUGGGUAUCCUUGCACAGACUUCCACAAGUAUAAUAUUUAGCCGAAUCCGGCCUGUAAUUCUAGAUUUGUCCCCAUUUUUCUCAUUGUUGAGUCCUACAAAGGCAACACUAAGACUAAAGAGAAGGACGCUGACAGGCAGUGCCACUCCGUGGGCUGAAUGUGAGUAGGAAGGCAGGGAGAUGGGGGCUGGUUGAGGGCAGACUAAGUUUGGUGGGGCAGUACCCCAUUUGCCAAAAUGAAUCAGUCUGCUAGACCAUCUAAUUCGGCAUAUUCUGUCAGCUUUUGGAUCCGUGGUCUAUCAGAAAAAAUAAAGAAUAAAUCAAAACAGGAAUUUUUUUCAAAAUGGGAGGUUUUCAAAGAGUAUCUGAAAAAUAAAUAUAGUAGUUUAAAUUCUGUUGCAGCACUUAAGGAACUUCAGCAAUAGUCGCAAGGUAGGUAUAAGAAAUUAGAUAUAUUAAGAAAAAGUUUAAUUAUGAUAAAAGUGUGUAUUGGCAAUAAGUAAUUUGAAAUUGAAAUAUGGAAUAGACGGGAGGUUGGGUCUUUAGUGUUAAGACCAAUAUAUGUUUUAUUGUUUGCUAAGAAAAUCAUGUGUCUAUGGUUAUUCAUGUGUGUAAUUUGGUAUUUGUGUUUUUUUCUUUUUUCUUGCUGUAUCAAUAAAAAUCUUUUAAAAAUAAAAUAAAAAAAUGAAUCAGUCUGCACUGGGUUUAUCAGAGGGAAUUUAUCGGACAUGCACUGAUUGGAAAUGAAGCUGUAUGUCUGCCCCAAAACCUUUGCAGGCCCAAAGAGUAUUAAAAAGCAGGAUCCCACCUCACUGCCACAAAACCACAAUGAGUACAAAUAAUCAUGAAUGCACAAUAACAAAAAUAAUAACUUUAGGUGCAAACCAAAGUUCUGGAAUGCAGUUGAAUUGCUGCUGGAAGAUGCUUACAAUCUCAAGAUGCCUCGAAGAGGAUUCAGAUAACUACCGUAUUUUUUGCUCUAUAAGACUCACUUUUUCCCUCCUAAAAAGUAAGGGGAAAUGUGUGUGCAUCUUAUGGAGCGAAUGCACGCUGUGCAGCUAUCCCAGAAGCCAGAACAGCAAGAGGUAUUGCUGCUUUCACUGCGCAGCGAUCCCUCUUGCUGUUCUGGCUUCUGAGAUUCAGAAUAUUUUUUUUCUUGUUUUCCUCCUCCAAAAACUAGGUGCGUCUUGUGGUCUGGUGUGUCUUAUAGAGAGAAAAAUACGGUAGUUUUUCUGGCUUCCUUACGUGGGACUGAGAAAGGGCACCAUCUAGUACUUGACCCCCAGAGAAGCAAAAUGUCUUUGGACAGCCCUGGCUGGAAUUGAUGUGACUUAAGUCGUGCAUUUUUAAAUUUAAAAAACGUGCAUGGCAGCAGGAAAGCGCGAAGGGUUGGAACAGUGACAUUUUGACCCUUUCCCCCUCCCUCUCCCCUGUUACAUAGCACUUGGAACAAGAGAAGCAUGAACUAAGGCGACGGUUUGAGAACAAAGAAGGAGAGUGGGAAGGACGAGUGUCGGAGCUGGAAAGCGAUGUGAAGCAACUCCAGGAUGAGCUGGAGAAGCAACAGGUUCACCUCCGAGAAGCUGACCGAGAGAAAACGAGGGCAGUCCAGGAACUCUCUGAACAGAACCAAAGACUCUUAGAUCAGCUCAGCAGGGUGAGUGAGACUCAUGCGGUUGUCAGAACUGCUCAAACAGCUUGGUAUUUCUUUUGAAGCCUAUGCUCCUUCACCUGACGUUGCUUCUCUUUCUCUUUGGUUCUGAUGUGUGUAAGUGGAGUUUAGUGAUUUGGAGCUGUUUUCAGCGUGGGGGCCCACAUUACUUUGCAAGCAGGAUUUUGGGGACCACACGGUGGUGGGUGGGACUAGAGGGGAAAGUGGACAGGGCAACAGAUGUUACUCUUUGUAGGCAAGGCUGCAUUCCAGCCACACAAAAAUCAGAGUGAUGUAGGACAGAGCAAAGUAUAAAUUGAUGCAUGUUGAGACAAAAAAAAUCUUAAUUUCAUAAAUACAUUAAUGGGGUCUGAUUCAUGUGACGCACCAGGAAAAAGGCCUUGGCUGGGAUUAUAGUAGAUAGCUCAAUUAAGAUGUGUGCAGCAGCUGCGAAAAGGGCAAAUUCCAUGCUAAUGAUCAUUAGGAAAGGAAGAUAAAAUUGCUGAUAUCAUCCCUGUUAAAAGUGCUGUUAUACACAACUGUUGUGUACAGUUCUGAUCACAUCACCUCACAAAGGAUAUUGUAGAUACAGGUAGGUAGCCAUGUUGGUCUGCCAUAGUCAAAACAAAACAAAAAAUUCUUCCAGUAGCACCUUAGAGACCAACUAAGUUUGUUAUUGGUAUGAGCUUUCGUGUGCAUGCCCACUUCUUCAGAUACACUGAAACAGAAGUCACCAGACCCUUAUAUAUAGUGAGAGGGUGGGGAGGGGUAUUACUCAGAAGGGUGGUGGGAAUGGGCGAUUGGCUGAUCAGCAAAUCUGAACAAUCAGUACAGUGGUACCUCGCGUUAAGUACUUAAUUCGUUCUGGAGGUCCGUUCUUAACCUGAAACUGUUCUUAACCUGAAGCACCACUUUAGCUAAUGGGGCCUCCUGCUGCCGCUGCGCCACCAGAGCACGAUUUCUGUUCUCAUCCUGAAGCAAAGUUCUUAACCCGAGGUACUAUUUCUGGGUUAGCGGAGUCUGUAACCUGAAAUGUAUGUAACCUGAAGCGUAUGUAACCCGAGGUACCACUGUAUCUGAAGAAGUGUGCAUGCACACGAAAACUCAUACUAAUAACAAACUUCAUUGGUCCCUAAGGUGCUACUAGAAGGAAGUUUUUUUUAUUAGGAUAUUGCAGAGUUGGAAAAGAUUAAGAAAAGGGUUUAGAGAAAAGAUGAGUGAAAAGUGAGAUGCUAGAAGUUUAUAAAAUUUUGAAUGUCAUGGAAAAAGUGGAUAGAGAAAAGGUUUUCUCCAUCUCUCUGAACAGUAGAACUCGUGGACAUCCAAUAAUGCUCAGUGUUGGAAGUUUAAAAAAGGACUUUGCACAUAACAUAAACUGCAGAACUCGCUCCCAAAGGAGGCUUUGAUGGCCACCAACUUGGAUGGCUUUAAAAGAGGGUUAGACAAAUUCAUGGAGUAUAAGGUUGUCAACAGUUGCUAGCCAUCAUGGCUAUGCUCUGCCUCCACAAUCAAAAUACCAGAGGAGGCUAGAAUGCUGUGGAGCUUGAGUCCUGAUUGCGAAUUUCCUUUCAGGCAUCAGCUUGGCCAGGAUGCUGGCCUAGAUGGGCCAUUGGCCUGAUCCAGCAGGCUCUUCUUCCAUGCAGAGGGUUGCGUCCAAUGUUAAUCCUACUCUGAGUAGGCCAUUAAGAUGAAUGUAGUCAAUGAAUUAGUCAUGUCUGAUCAUUUCAGUGGGACUACUCUGAGUAGGACUCACAUUGACUACAACCUAGAGCAGCCUUUCUCAACCUUGGGUCCCCAGAUGUUUGUUGAACUACAACUCCCAUCAUCCCUAGCUAGCAAGACCAGAGCUCAGGGAUGAUGGGAGUUGUGGUCCAACAUCUGGGGACCCACAGGUUGAGGAACACUGACCUAGAGGUUCCUGCAUACACACUUCUCCAUCCCAGGCGAGCAAGAGGAAUUUUCUCAGUUCAAGGUGAAAGUCCUCAGGGAGAGCAUGGUGCAAGCCUGGGGAUGGGUGCUGGAAGAAACUAGCCUGCUGUAUAAAGGUAAAAUUUGCAUUUUUUGCUCUGCCCAUGUUUGCCUCUGGUCCCCGCUCUCCACAGCACGGGGCUCCUGGAAGGCUGCCCAGGCAGGUAUGCAGCCCUCAGGCUGAAAAAGGUUUCACACCCUGCUCUAAAAGGAUUUGAGCAUAUCUUUUCCUUUUCAAAAAGGCUGUGGCUUGGGGCAAAAUUAGGCUUUAUUUCACCCUGGUCAAAGACCCAGUUUGGCGCGCACACACACACACCCUACUGCAUACACACACUUGCAUACACACACACACAGAGGCUGGGAGCCUCAAUAGCACCCCUCUGGAGGCUUCACCUGGGGCAAAAAACCUGGCUAUCUCCCCACCUGCACCCCGUAGCUACGGCUCUGUCAAAGACCUAAAUGUCUUGGGACCCAAAUACCUGAAGAAAACCUCAUCCUUUCCCAACCUUCCUAUGUCAAUUUCACUUUUUCUCUGUUUCUCAUUUUUCCAGUCUUACGUGCAACUUUCCACUUUUGGCAUCAGUUCACGAUUUUUUAUUAUUUAAAAUAAAAAAAAUUAAAAAUAUUCAUCAGUAUUUCUGUCAAAUUUCUAGCAUUCACAUGUUUGUGUGCAGUUUUGCCUAACGUACAUUUUUGCAAGUGAAAAUUCGCCAGUAUUUUAGUGCAAGUUUUCCCCAACUGACACGUUUUUGUACGUCAUUUCCCCUGUUAUAUCCACCGUUCUGCAAGCUGGUUUUUGCAUAUUAUUUCCACAUAUAAUAUAUGCAUUUUAGGCAUUCUUCCCCCCUAAUAGUUGCAUUUGGGGUCAUGCUAUUUUGUUGGAGAGCUGAAUCACAAUUUUUGAAGAAGGGCAAAUAUCAAAGGUUAGCUGUGUUUCAGAAGCUGCUCAUUAGGUAGGUUCACAUUAAAAGCCUACCAAAUUUAUCCUCCAUUCCUAAUUGCAGCCCUUCUCUGUGUGCAUUUAUACUUUUGCUAUGUCUGUUUUGCAAAUGAACAAUGAGACCUGAGAAGGAUCUCAUUAUUCAGCAAUGUGUUCUUGAAGUUAACACAUACUGGAAAGGUUGCCUGAAAAUGUCUUCUUGGAAAGGAUUGCGGCUCAGUGGUGGAACAUCUGUUUUGUAUUCAUAAGGUUGCAGGUUCAACCCCUAACAUCAGGCAGGGCUGGGAGAGAGACCCCCUAUCUGAAGCCCUGAAGAGCUACUGCCAGUCAAUGUAGACCAGGAGUAGUCAACCUUUUUAUACCUACUGCCCACUAAUGCAUCUUUCUUGAUGGUAAAAUUUCCUUACUGCCCACCAGUGCUUGAUGGAAGAAGGAUUCAGCUUGUGCCGUAGAACCCCCUACUGCCCACCUAGAAUCCUGAAACACCCGCUAGUGGGCAGUAGGGACCAGGUUGACAACCCCUGGUGUAGACCAUGGGUAGGCAAACUAAGGCCCGGGGGCCGGAUUUGGCCCAAUCGCCUUCUAAAUCCGGCCCACGGACAGUCUGGGAAUUGGCACGUUUUUACAUGAGUAGAAUUUGUCCUUUUAUUUAAAAUGCAUCUUUGGUUAUUUGUGGGGCAUAGGAGUUGGUUCUUUUUCCCCCUUCAAAAUAUUGUCCGGCCCCCCCACAAGGUCUGAGGGACAGACCUUGCUGAAAAAGUUUGCUGACCUCUGACAAUACUGAGCUAGAUGGACCAAUGUUCUGACUCAGUAUAGUGAAGAACCAUGUACAGCAGGCAUGUACAACCAGUAGGUUGUGAUCUACCAGUAGAUCCCCGGCUGAUCCUGGUAGAUCGCGGGACCCUUAUCGAUCGUGGGAUUAAAUAAAAUUUACCUAAAGUUAACAAAUAAAAGCUGAAGAAUUCUGGCCAAUCCGCCACAAAAAAAGCUGAAGAGCUCUGGGCAAUCCUCCACAAAAAAAGCUGAAAAACUCUGGCCAAUCCUCCACAAAUAAAAGCUGAAGAACUCUGGCCAAUCCUCUACAUAAAAAGCUGAAGAACUCUGGGCAAUCCACCCACCUCAUGCAUGCUCCUCCUCCAUCCAAUGACAAUGGAUAGAUCACUGCCAGUUUUUUUUAUACAGAGAGUAGAUCACAGUCUCUGUGGAGUUGGACGUGCCUGAUGUACAGCAUCUGUUUUACAUGUACAGUGGUACCUCGGGUUACAUACGCUUCAGGUUACAUACUCUUCAGGUUACAGACUCCGCUAACCCAGAAAUAGUGCUUCAGGUUAAGAACUUUGCUUCAGGAUGAGAACAGAAAUCGUGCUCUGUCGGUGCGGCAGCAGCAGGAGGCCCCAUUAGCUAAAGUGGUGCUUCAGGUUAAGAACAGUUUCAGGUUAAGAACGGACCUCCAGAACGAAUUAAGUACUUAACCUGAGGUACCACUGUAGACGGUUCCACAUUCAAUUCCCAACAUCUCCACGUAUUGCUGGGGUAGACUCCUUAUCUUAAACCUUGGAGAGCUGCUGCCAGACAGUGUAGACAAUAUUGAGCUAAAUGGACCACUGAUGUGACUCGGUAUAAGGCAGUUUCCUAUGUUUGGCUCUUCUUGCUGCUUCCUUCAGCUCCCUUAUCCCUCCUGUCCCCAGAAGCCGGGGAUGACGUGUGCAUUUCCCCUCAUCAUUCUUGUACCAGAACAGUCAGCGCUGCGGAUUGCACAGCAAUGUGCCUCGCCCCUCCUUUGCCUCAGGACGAUCAAUCUCAGCCUGGAUGGCUUAUUUGCAAUUUCCAGAGCGGCUCAGGAGCUCUUGUCGCUGGUUGCUAGGCGACUGUAUAUCACAGUGUCCCAGUCGGCUGGUGUUGCCACGGAAACAAGGAUGGUAGUUCCUGGAUUUUUUCCCCUGCAAUUCUGUUACCGUGAGGCUGCAGAUACCGUGGGAGACACGGCAGUGACGUCUGCAAGUGGCCACUGGGGGCUCAACGAAUGUCCUUUUAAAAAGAAAUAGCUGUUGAGCAGUAGGGAUGUUACAGGGAACGGUCCUUUCUUACCCUAUAUUUUUAUUAUUUUGGAACAAAACAAAAAAGCAAAUUCAACUGUUUGAGCAUAUAUCAUUUUGUGAUGUUUUUCAGAAGCGAGGUGUCCAUAUAGUCACAGGGUCACCUGUUUUUGUUGGAGGGAGCUAUUCUGCAACAAGUCAUUGAAGCAAUAAUAGUGCAUUAAUGGCAGGCUUAUCCUGGAUUGUCUACACAUCACUCUGCUUUAUUAGAUGAUCUAUUAUUAUUUAUUUAAAGUAUUUAUAUCCCACCUGUCUCAAAACCUGGGAUUCAAGGUAGCUUCCAAUAUUUAAAAAACAUCAUAAUAAAAUACAGAUUCAUAAAACAAUCCCACAACCAGACCCUGAGCACAACAGCCCUCUCCCACAUUGUGAUUCCCAGCAACUGCCUCUGAGAGUGGAGAGAGAGGCAGAAAGAAGCCAUCAUGGCUAGAAGCCAUUGAUAUCCUCCAUGAAUUUGUCUAAUCUUUUAAAGCCAGCCCAGUUGUUGGCCAUCACUAUCUCAUGAGGGAGUGAACUGCACUACCUCAUGAGGGAGUGUGCUGUGGGAAGAAGUACCGUAUUUUUGCUCUAUAAGACUCACGUUUUCCCUCCUAAAAAGUAAGGGGAAAUGUGUGUGCGUCUUAUGGAGCGAAUGCAGGCUGCGCAGCUAUCACAGAAGCCAGAACAGCAAGACGGAUUGCUGCUUUCACUGUGCUUUCACUCUUGCUGUUCUGGCUUCUGAGAUUCAGAAUAUUUUUUUUUCUUGUUUUCCUCCUCCAAAAACUAGGUGCGUCUUGUGGUCUGGUGCGUCCUAUAGAGCGAAAAAUACGGUACUUUCUGUUGUCCGUCUUGUAUCUCCUAACAUUCAGCUUCAUCAGAUAACUAAUGAGUUCUAGCAUUUUCUCCACAAUGCAUAAUUUUAUGCACACAUUCCACCAUUGCUCACCUUUUCUUUUAGGCAACUUUACACGAACAUACAGAUGAUUGGCUAUUUAAAUAAUUUCCCAUUAUCAAGCACAGGAAUGAUACCUUAGAUGAAAUGCACAAUUUGGGAGGUACUGGCAGGUUUGGAGGUGGUCCAGAUGUUUGCAUAAGUAUAAAACAUGCAACAGCCUUUCAUUACAGGACCCAGUUGUGAUUCUUGAAUGUGGCUGCCCUUCUUAGGGUCUACCUCAUUGAUAACAUUACUUUAAAAAAACCCCCACUACAACUGUGAUCCUUAGCGUGCCCUUUAGAUAAAAAUAAACAUUGAAACCAUUCUCUCCAUGGAUUCUCUGGCAGCCAUGAAACAACAGGGCUGCUUCUGAAAGCCUUCUUGUAAACUCAAUACCUGGUGUUUUUGGUUUGAGUAUACAGUCAUACCUUAGAUUACAGACGCUGCGGGUUGCAUUUCUUUGGGUUAUGUACCACCGAAACCCGGAAGUACCGGAAUGGGUUACUUCAGGGUUUCGGUGGUCGCACAUGCGCAGAAGUGCUAAAUCACGCUUUGCACAUGCACAGAAGCACCAAAUCACAACCCGCAUGUGCGCAGACGUGCCGCUGCAGGUUGCGGAUGCUGUGGGUUGCGAAUGUGCAUCCUGCACGGAUCACGUUUGCAACCCGAGCGUCCACUGUAUAUUCCACUAUCUUCCACAUGCUUGGCAAUCCACAAAAGGCUGUUCAACGAACAGCUUAUGCUGCAAGUAAUCCUGUUUUAAAAUAGCUUUAGCACACAGUUGGGGGUUAUUAUGGAAAAGUGAGGCUAUGUCCCCCAGUGGAAUUGGUUCAAUUGUUUUGCUUUUCAUUCACAAGCAACAAGGUGGUUGGCCUGGCUUGUGGCCUGGAUGCCAUGAGUGGCACACUGUGUAGCCAUGGAGGUUGGUCCACUGGGAAUAAUAAUAAUUAUUAUCAUUAUUAUUAUUUAUACCCCACCCUCCCCAGCCAAGGCUGGGCUCAGGGCGGCUAACAAGCAAUAAUAAAAACAGGUUGAAUGAAUACAAUUUAAAAACAAGAUUAAAAUACAACAUUAAAAUAUUGAAACAUUAAAAUAUUAAAAUGCAGCCUCAUCACAGGAGGAGAAAGGAAAAAGAAAGGGGGGGGAAUCAAAUUGACUCCAAGCCAAAGGCCAGGCGGAACAACUCUGUCUUACAGGCUCUGCAGAAAGAAAUCAGAUCCUGCAGGGCCCUGGUCUCAUGAGGCAGAGCGUUCCACCGGACCGGAGCCAGAGUUGAAAAGGCCCUGGCUCUGGUUGAAGCUAAUGUAACUUCCAUAGGGCCCGGGACCUCUAGGGUGUUGCUAUUUAUGGACCUUAAGGUCCUCCGUGGGGCAUACCAGGAGAGGAGGUCCCGUAGGUACGAGGGUCCUAGGUCGUGAAGGGCUUUAAAGGUCAAAAGCAGCACCUUAAAUCUGACCCUGUACUCCACCGGGAGCCAGUGCUGCUGGAAAAGCACUGGGUGAAUAUGCUCCCAUGGCAAAGACCCCGUGAGGAGCCUCGCUGCAGCAUUCUGCACCCGCUGGAGUUUCAGAGACAGCUUCUAGGGCAGCCCCGCGUAGAGCGAAUAACAGUAGUCAAGCCUGGAGGUGACCGUCACAUGGAUCACUGUGGCCAGGUUGGGGUGGGAAAGGCACUGCCUCACCAACCUCAGUCUACCUACAGUCAGCUCCCACUUGCCUACCUUUUUGCUUACAAUCAGGCCAGGGUUUAGCCUUGGCCAUCAACUUCCUUUUCCAUAGUCUCUGCAUUUCCUCUAUGGAACUCAGCAGAGUGGAAACAAGAAUGCAUUGGCUCUGUCUGUCAUUGUCUCUGGUCCCACCUACUGCCAGCAUUCCAACCUUCCAUUCUACCAGUCCCACUGGGCACCACCCAUUAUGUGGGGGGAACUACUUUGAACACUUUAUGGGGGCCUCCAGCAUUAUCACUCAUGGGUCUGGCUGUGGCAGAGGCCGAUAUCACACAAGAGUUGCUCAAUGCUGCUGUGCGGGUGUUGCGGUGCAACUGCAAAGCCUACAUUGGCUUGAAUGGGUUAUCACAGUGACUUCUGCUUUCCUAACAAUCCCAGAAGUGGCAAAUUAAAAUAUUGCCUGAGAAGCUGAAGUGUACUGUUCCUGUCUUGUGGGGAAAUUGCAUUUAUUUAUUUAUCAUCUCACUUUCCCGAUAAAAUGUUCCACGGCAGCUCACCCCGCACUCUUAAAUUGCAACAAAAAGCAAAUCAAUAAUCAGCUGUGAUAGUUUUAAAAGGAAGAUGGACAAUCGAUGGCUUAAACCCAAGGUUUCACACGCCAAUAGAAUUAAAAUUAAGAGGUCAGGAUGCUUCGUAAAUACCUGUCUAAACGAAAAGCUUCAGCAAGUAGCAGAAGGCUGCCGGGGAGUGAGGCAGAUCUAGAAAUCCAACUUUCCUCUGUUUGAAAGGCCACCUGGUCCCAAGUUGUUGUUUUUUAAGAUGAGGAAUCCUAAGAAGGGAGAACAGGAAGUGGUCUUGGAGCUGCUCAUAAGUACCUUGCAUUCAGACAUUCGAAUUUUGGUAGAAUGCAUAGAACAGCCUUCACAGAAUAUCAUAAUGCAGAAUGAAAGGCAGACCUGUUCCGCCUGGCCUUUGGGCUGGACUCAGUCUGACCCCCCUCUCAUUUUUUAUUUACUUUUUGAUGGAACCCUUUAUAUGGGAUUUUGUAUAUAAGUUUUCCCUCGGCUCUUUUUGCUGGCCCAUGUAGGACCAGCAUGGAUAGUUGGCCCUGGUGAAUAUUUGAGGUUUUCUCCCCUUAUGAUUUUGAUUUAUGGACUACCACUAAAACAAGGCUGCAUUUCAAGCUGUAUUUUAAACUGUAUUUUAACCUAUAUUUUAAUCAACUGUUUGUUUGUUUGUUUGUUUGUUUGAAAUGCUUUUACUGUGUUUUAUAUUUGGUGUUAGCCACCCUUAGCCCGGUCAUGGCCGGGGAGGGUGGGGUAUAAAUAAAAAUUUAUUAUUAUUAUUAUUAUGUUAUAGUAUAUGUCCCAUUUUUCAUAGGAACAGCAGAAGCUACCCUAUACCAAGUCAGACUCUUGGUCCAUCUAGCUCAGGAUUUUCUACACAUUGGCAGGGGCUCUCCAAGGUUUCAGACAGGGGACAUCCCCAACCCUACUUGGAGAGGCUGGGGACUGAAUUUUCUGCAUGCAGAGGAGAUGUUCUACCAUUGAACUAUGGCCUUUCCUAUAAAGGUUUAUAUAGCAAAAGGUCGAUAUCUCAGUCCCAGGCUGUAUGGGCAUUAAAAAUCAGAGUGGUGACUCCCCUGAAGACUUCAGUGAUCAGGCCAGGAUAUAAGGAAUCAGGCUGCCCUUGAGGUAUCCCGGAACCAAGUUGUUAAUGGCCUUGUAAAUUUCAUACACACAUACAUAAUUUUAUUUGUAUGCUACCUUUCCAUAGUUAAAAUCAUGCUCAAGGGGGCUUACAACAUGAAAAAAAUGCAUAAUUACCAACAUAACAAAAUGGCCGUAAAUAAUAUAUAAGACAUCAAAAAGUUAAUAAUAAUAAUGUAUUAUUAUUAUUAUUAAUAAUAAUAAUAACUUAUACCCCGCCCAUCUGGCUGGGUUUCCCCAGCCACUCUGGGCUGUUCCAACAAAAGAUUAAAAAUACAUUAAAACAUCAGUCAUUAAAAACUUCCCUAAACACAACCUAAUUAAACAAUUAACACAUAAAUCAUAACAAGAUCUAAAAUGAAGUUGCAAAAAAAUAAUCAAAAACAGCAGCAACCCUGCCUGCAACUAAACCCUUAAACAACACCCCAAUCCAAUAGUUUAUUCAGCAGCUUCAGCUUUUGUAGCUGGAGUCAGUCCGGGCCCCGCCCUCCAAAGCCAGGUGGGAAAAGGCCUGUAAGAGAAGGAGCAGGUCUUCCAGGGCUCACAGCCAAGAUGGUAAAAGAAUCUUGAUACCUGACCCAGUAGUGUAUAUCCUAUAUCUAUAUCCUAUAUCCUAUAUCCUAUAUCCUAUAUCUAUAUAUGUAUAUCCCAUCUAAAUGGGAACAGAGAUUCUUCUUUAAGGUGUCAGAGGACAGAUGGUAGAUGGCUUAGACGUAGCCCUGUAUCAGGACCAUAAUCUUAUUAACUCUGAGUCUCCACAGAGCUGUACACUCGCACUGGCAUCUACACAAGAAGCAAACAGAUGGUCACUUAGCUCAUCAUCAUGACACAUGGCACUCUCUCUCUCCCACCUGCCUGCAGUACAGCAAACAAAGCCACUGAGGUCACUUGUGCAUAAGCCACUUUCCUGGGGUCAGAGGGAAGCUCUUUUCCAGUCCCCACGCCUUGCCCUCCUUAGUAGCCCAGCGCACAUCCUCAGUUCUUGCUGCAAUGCAUUUUUGUUGCCAGCAGGGGGAGCACUGCAUGCACACCGAUUUAAGAAGCACAGGUCACACUCCACACCAUAUAUUUAAGCACUCUUCAUCAGUUGUAAAGGUAAAGGAGCGACUCUGGGGUUGCGGUGCUCAUAUUGCUUUACUGGCCGAGGGAGCCAGCGUACAGCUUCCGGGUCAUGUGGCCAGCAUGACUAAGCCGCUUCUGGCAAACCAGAGCAGCGCACGCAAACGCCGUUUACCUUCCCGCCAGAGUGGUACCUAUUGAUCUACUUGCACUUUGACAUGCUUUCGAAUUGCUAGGUUGGCAGGAGCAGGGACCGAUUAACGGGAGCUCACCCUGUCACGGGGAUUCGAACCGCUGACCUUCUGAUCGGCAAGUCCUAGGCUCUGUGGUUUAACCCACCCACGUCCCUAGCUGAAAUGUUACCUUAGCUAUAAACACACUGGGUAGCCUUCUGCAGCCAUGAGGCUGGUUCCAUGUUUGAUGCCUUUUCUUUAAAAUAUAUAGCAGGCCACUCUUUAUCAAUGGAUUGUUUCAAAUGCUCAGGCUUCCUCCUUCAUUCAGCACAUCUCAUUUUUAGUUGCUGGGAGAUGGGUGCCUCUGGCGCUAAACGAGGUCUAUUUUUACUUUUUGCAAAACAGAAUGGUAAUGAUUUCCUUUGGGAACAUCCUAGGGCAAUUUGUGAAUAACUGGGACCAAUUCCCGGUCUCACUUUUCGUUUCCUUUUUAAAAAGCAACAUCAACCCUGCAGGAAAGUGGCUAUCCCCGAAGCUUUAUUCCUGUGAACCUCCAAUAUUGGGGGACUUCAUUGCUUCUGUACUCUGAGGUGGAAGACAUUUCUCCACAUGGGUUUAUCAAGUGCGAUUGGUUGUUUAAGUGUCUAAUGAAGAUGUGAGGAAGCUUUAGCCCUCCAAAUGUUGCUGAACUACAACUCCCAUCGUCCCUGGCCAUUGACCACACUUGCUGGUGCUGAUGGGAAUUGUAGUCCAGCAAUACCUUGAGGGUCAGAGGUUCCCCACACCUUGUCUAAUGCACAAUUAGAGUUAGACAGACCCAAUGUCAAACUGAAAUUAGGAUGCAACUCUGUCCUUUAGAUCAGUCAGCCAAGGGAACUUAGAAUUUGGAAGACACUUCCAUUACAGUAGGAAUGGGAACCUAUGGCACUACAACUCCCAUCUUCUCUAUCCUAUGCUUGCUGGAGCUGAGGGCAUUUGGAGAGCUACAGGUUCUCCACCUGCUCCAUCACAAGUUAUGCUGUUCUCUUUUGUCCUCUAGUUGUAUUGUUAGGUGACUUACCCCAACGACAUGUACCUGCUUAGAGUACAGAUCUGAAAGUUCACCUGUUUACAGCUAUAAGAUUUUUGAUCAUUGCCCAAUGGAAGAGCAUUAAUUCUCCAUCUAUAGCAGCACAUAUCGAUAAGGUGUAGUAAGUUCUAGCAUCUGACUGAGUUACUUAUUUAAGCGCAUCAUGAAUCCCAGUUGUAUUUUUGGAAAUGCUAACCUGGUGGAACGUGGGAUUUGUCACUGUCUUACAUGAAGCUGCCCAGGCAUGAUGACAGAGCCAUUCUGCCAGCAGAGAGACACCAAUGUUCAGUGGGAAGACAAGGCAGAGUUCUACAUUAAAACUGUUGGUGCCUUCGAUUAUUGAUUGAUUGAUUGCCCAGCCCUUCCAUCUUUUGCAGGCAUCGGAGGUGGAAAAACAGCUCUCUAUGCAGGUUCAUGUCCUCCAAGAGGACUUCAGGGAGAAGAAGUCAUCGACCAGCCAGCACAUCGUACGACUCGAGAGCCUUCAAGCAGAGGUGAGUUCCUCCCAUAGCUGGAAUGGUCUAUGGCAGUGGUAGAGAAGCUGGAGGGGAAGGCCCAUGGCAAAAUGGUAGAGGGUCCAAGGUUCAGUUCCCAAUGGCAUCUCCAGAUAGGGCUGGGAAGAGCCGCUAGAGAGCCACUGCCAGUCAGUGUGGACAGUACUGAGCUAGAUGGAUCCACUGGUCUUAUUCAGUAUAAGGCAGCUUCCUAUGCUCCUGUGAUGGUCCAAAGGCUGCAGACAAACACACACGGCCUACCCUGACACUGCAGGCCCAUACUUCCUCUACCCCUUUAAGAAUUGGACUAUAAAAAAGGUAAAGGGGCCCCUGACCAUUAGGUCCAGUCGCGAUGACUCUGGGGUUGCGGCGCUCAUCUCGCUUUAUUGGCCGAGGGAGCCAGUGUACAGCUUCCAGGUCAUGUGGCCAGCAUGACUAAGCCGCUUCUGGCGAACCAGAGCAGCACACGGAAACACAGUUUACCUUCCCGCCAGAGUGGUACCUAUUUAUCUACUUGCACUUUGACAUGCUUUUGAACUGCUAGGUUGGCAGGAGCUGGGACAGAGCAACGGGCGCUUACCCCGUCGUGGGGAUUUGAACCACAACCUUCUGAUCGGCAAGCCCUAGGCUCCGUGGUUUAGACCACAGCGCCACCCGCACCCCAUAAUUGGACUAUAUUCCUCUAAGAAUUGUUUGCUUUAUCUGAAGAGUGUCUGUGUGUGUGUAUGAGGGUGUGAGAGAUAAUGAGGUGGUGCAGGGAGUACUAUGCAAUCCUCCAAACACCUCCCACCAUUGGUUUCACCCCCUAAUUGAUCCCCCCUGAAGUAAUAUGGUCUUCAAUAGGGGGGGAAAUCAUCCACCAAUCCCGGUCUAUGGCCCAUUUUGCAAGGAUUCCAGAAACGGCAAGGCCACUAUUGCAAUUAAGACCAAUUAUGCAUUCAGCACCAUUAAAUGGUGAAGCUCUUUCUGGAAUGUUCCAGGUCAGCCACGCUGGCAGGGGUGGAAACUCCCUUUACAUAGAAUGAUGAGGAAAAGCUUAAAGUAGACUGAAUCUUACUUCUAGACCACUUAGAGUUGGAGUUUUCAUGAAUGUAAAGGGAGUAUUUUUAGUUGGGGGGAAACCCAGCCAGAUGGGCGGGGUAUAAAUUUUAUUAUUAUUAUUAUUAUUAUUAUUAUUAUUAUUAUUAUUAUUAUUAUUUAUUAUUAUAUCCAGUCCGCUGCUUUCUGGAUUCUGAGGACACAUUCACACCAUACAUUUAAAGCCCAUUGGUUCCCUGCCCCCUUGGCAAGGAAAAUGGGAACUGUAGUUUGUUAAGGGUGCUGGAAGUGUAGCUUUGUGAAGGAUAAAAAAAUACAGUUCCUAUUAUUCUUUGGGGGUUUGCCACAUGCUUUCAAUGUGUGUCGAAUGUGCUUUAAACGUAAGAUGUGGAUGUGAGUAGAACUAGAUUUUGAGUUCUUGCUCCUUUGGCAAAAUUCUCCAGAUUUCCGCUUUGAUUCAUGUUUCUAGACCUUAUGGUUAUAGAAAUAACAUAUGGCACAGGCAAAUAUAAAAUAUCUGCUCAAAGAACCCAGAGGCUGGAUCAAUGCAACUUUGAGCAGGAACAGUAGCUUCUAUAUUUCUCUCUUCUCUUUUAGCUUUCUUUGGGCCCCCAGAUCCUGCCCACCAUGUUGAGACUCCUGUUUUCCCAAUGACCCAUGUGUCUAUUCUUUUCUGUCCUUGUCUUUCUUCCCUUUCCCUCUUACUAAACAAAACAAAAAAGCUACAAAACCAUCCAAUAUUGCAGCAAGGUGAAACGAAGUGGAUAAAUAUUUGUUGCAGUUUUGCAUAAUUUACUCCACUUGUGGGGGUGAGUGUCUGCCAUUUCUAGCAUAGAAUUAUUUCCCCACUCUUCCUGGGGCAGCAAAAAUGUCUCUUUGUCUUGCCCUACUUGAUCCUCCUGGCCAAGUAGGUUGGCCAUCAUUGGCUUAAAUGCAGAGAUGGCUUUGUCUAUAAUUUGUGCUUUGUACCGUGAUUGCACCUGCAGUGGUGCUAAGCUGAAGUAACGCAUCAGUAUAUUUGUUCUGCAGGUGAACUGUUUUGUGCCGAAGGAAGGUUGUGCAACCAAAUGCAUAGGCAGGUUGCUGGUAGCUUUGUGUAAAUAGCUUCUGCUCGUGCAACGUUGUACAACAUGGGUUGGCAAACUAAGGCCCGGGAGGCAGAUUUGGCCCGACUGCCUUCUGGAUUUGGUCCAUGGAUAGUCCGGGAAUCGCCGCGUGAAUCGGCAUGGGGAUUCUGAUCAUUCGGGCUGUGCCAUUCCUCCCCCACGCCGUGACAGCGCCUCCUUCCUCCCUCCUCCUGGCUUCUUCCUGCCCUGCAUAGAGGAGGAAGGGGGCUGGGCUUUGUUGAGCCAGGGUUGGCUGAGUGCCAUUUUAAGCAGCCCCUCUCCGGAACCAGCCCUUUUGUUCCGCUCAUCAUCCGUCUGCCGCCGCCAGCCCCUGCUGCUCACAAGGCACAGGUAAGCAACCACCGGGGCUCAUCUGGCACUGUGGAGACAGUCGUGGGAGGGAUUCCCCCCCCAAUAUAGUCUGGCACCCUACAAGGUCUGAGGGACAGUGGACUGGCCCCCUGUGGAAAAAGUUUGCUGACCCCUGUUGUACAACAUUAAAACUCAACAUCUGCUAUAGUAGCCCUUGCUGAGAAUGUUAGAGUCCAGUAGUAUGUAGAGGGCCACAGGCUCCCGCCCCACUCUGUUUAUUAAAAAAAAGGUUGGAGGGCUGGGAUAAUCAUUUUGUUUUCUUGUUUUAGAAAAGGUUUCCCCUCCCCACCUUGAGCUUUUAGGUUUCUUGGUUUCUCCUCGUCAAUCCUGACUUGUCCCCUUUCUCUCCUUCCCCGUUCCCUUCCUACUUGACUGUGGAGCAGCAAAUCCUUGAAGUAAGUACAGAAGUGGUCCUAGGGUCUGAAAUGCAUGUCCAUCAGCCUCCACUUCUUGCAUGCCAUGCUUGUGAUGCUCUUCGUGUCUCUAGCUCUCUGGGUUCUUGGCUUCAUCUUUUUCUUGUCUCUGCUGGUCUGCAAGAAGAGUUGGGGAGUUGGUACCCUCAGUGGAGGCUGGUCCGUUAGGGCUGGUCCACUACCUCCAUUUCUUGCAUGCCAUGCUUGUGAUGCUCUUCAUGUCUCUAGCUCUCUGGGUUCUUGGCUUCCUCCAUCUUCUUCUUGUCUCUGCUGGUCUGCAAGAAGAGUUGGGGAUUUGGUACCCUCAGUGGAGGCUGGUCCACUACUCACGAAUCCCAGUCUACCUUCAGUCAGCUCCCAUCUGCCUGGCUUCUGACUUGUAUCCAGUCCAGAGGGUGGCACUGCCUAUCAGCUUCCUCCUCCUCCUUAGUCUCAAUGUUGCCCCCAUAGAACUUAGCAGGGGGGAGGAUGGGGACAAAACUAGAAUUGGUUGGCUCUGCCUCUCAUUGACUCUAGCACCACCUACUGUUGGUCUCCCUUCCUUCUGCCCCACCAGUCCCAAUGGGCACCAGCCACCACUGGGUGCAAUCAUUCAUUGAUAAAGGAUGCUUUCAUCAUUGACAUACGCAUUGCUUUUAAGUCUUGGUAUCUGUGUUGAUAUUUCUCUCUUCCAAAGACCUUAAGACAAUGGCAGGGAAACCCAGGGUGUUGCUUGACUCCACCUGCCAUCAUCCCUGAUCAUGUUGGCUGCUGGGGCUAAUGGGAGUUGAAAUCCAAUAACAUCUCGCUGGUCACUGGUUCCCACCCCUGCCAUUAAAAAUUGCCAGGCUGGAUAAAGCUAUUUCAUAUAUCUUUUUAUACAUAGUUUUAUUUGUUGUUUAGUCAUCUUAGUCGUAUUCGACUCUCCGUGACCCCAUGAACCAGAGCAUGUCUUAGAAACUCUCCCUUUCUUCUCAAAGCUUCUCCUUUUUUAUGUCCAUGGAGUUUUCUUGGCAAAAUACUGGAGUGGUCUGGCAGUUCCUUCUCCAGGUGGAUCACAUUUAGUCUAAACUCUCGGCUAUGACCUGUCCGUCUUGGGUGGCCCUGUACAGCAUAGUUUCUUGGAGUUAUUCAAACCCCUUCACCACGACAAGGCAGUCAUCUAUGAAGGGGACAUACAAUAUUUUUGGCUCCAUAAGACGCACCUGACCAUAAGACGCACCUAGUUUUUAGAGGGGGAAUGCAAGGGGAAAAAAAUUCUUUAAAGGGAGCGCUGAGCAGAGCCUAUAUGCAUCCCAGGCUCUGCUCAGUGCUCCCUUUCACAAGCUGCACGGAGUGUGUGUGUGGCUCUUGGGGGCUUUUCCCCGAGGAGGGAGAAGGGAAGCCCGUCACCCUCCCUCAGGGAAAAGCCCCCAAGAGCCACACACACGCUCCGCGCAGCUCUUUAAAGGGAGUGCGGCUUUUGCAGGAGGUGGGGGAAGGAACAGAGCCGCGUGCUCUGUCCCUCCCCCACCUCCCACAAAAGCCAGGGAUAGCUGUGCGCAGCCUCCACAGGGCAGCGGGAUGAAGGCUCCCCGUGCCCUGCGGAGGCUUUGCAUGGCUAAGCCAGAAGCUAGAACAGCAAGUUCUGGUUUCUGGUUUAGCCGCACAGCCUGCAUUAGCUCCAUAAGACGCACACACAUUUCCCCUUACUUUUUAGGGAAAAGGUGCGUCUUAUAGAGCAAAAAAUACAGUAGUUUUCUACAUCUCUAUAAUAUCCCCCCUUACUUGCCUUCUUUCAAAACUAAAAAGCCCCAAACAUGGUAACCUUUCCUCAUAGGAUCAUUUUGACUGCCCUUUUCUAAACCUUUUUAGAACGUGAUGACCAGAAUUGUACAUCAGUACCGUGGUACCUCGGUUUACGAACUUAAUCCAUUCUGGAAGUCCGUUCUUAAAGCGAAACUGUUCUUAAACCGAGGCGUGCUUUCCCUAAUGAGGCCUCCCGCCGCCAGUGCCCUUCCACCGUUCGGAUUCCGUUCUUAGACUGAGGUAAAGUUCACAAACCAGCACACUACUUCCAGUUUUGCGGAAUUUGUAAACCGAAUAGUUCGUAAACAGGACUGUUUGUCAACUGAGAUACCACAGUAAUGGGGAACCUCUAGUCCCCCACAGGUCUCAUUAGGCCCUGCAGGGGACCUAAUUUGGCUUCUGAGACCACCAAACCCAAGUUGCACCUCUUUCCCACACGGCUGCCAAGGAGCAACUGGGAGCUUUAAGUGCCCUCUUAAUAGUUCCUUGGCAAGGAGAGGCUUGAAUCUGGCAACAAAUGCAUGCCUCACUCGGAUUGGUUCCACUUGGGAGCUGCUUGUCAGUGAUGACUACAAAUCCCACCUCCUUUGCCUGUGUGAUUUGAAAUCAAACCACGCUGGCAAAGGAAAAUGUUUCUACUGAUGUGGUGAUCUGAGGUGGUUGGCGGGUGCGCGUACAUAGUAUGACCCCUGCUGUACACAGUAUUCCAAUUGUGGUUGCACCAUAAAAUUGAAUUUAUCUAAUUUGCAAUUUUAUAUACCACUUUUCAUUGUCUUAAGUCUCACAGUGGCUUACAGUGAUAAAAAAAGAAAACAUUCAAAAUUUAAAAUAUAAAUUAAACCUAAUUCUCAGAAAUUGGAAAUCUCAGAAAUUUAAACAUAAAAUAUAAGAUUGUUUAUUAAAAAAAUCAGAACACCGUUCAAAGACCUGAAAUAAAACAGUUUUAACUAGACAUCUAAAACUCAGCUGAUUUUAUUUUUGAUCCCUUUCCUAAUGAUCUCUAACAUGGAAGACGCCUUUUUCACAGCUGCUGUACACCUUGUAUAUCUAGAAAUUGGGUUUUUCUUUCUGCUGAAGAAGAGCUCUGAAUGUCUCAAAACAUUUUUUUGGUUCUUUUAAAGCGUGUCUGCACUCUAUAUCGCACCUAGCCUUUCUCUGACUUACAUAUUUCUGAGGGGUUUUUCAAAAAAUUCUUUAUGGGGCCUUUUGACCUUCUUGUGUGAGAAACAGACUGGAUAACGGGAAGGGUCUGGAACUGGUGAACUGAGAUUUGUGUACUAAAGAAUUACAGACAACAGGACGGAUGUGAGUAAUAAAACAUAAACUGUACGGGCAGAAAAUCCCUUCAGUGGCACUGGAUAACCUUGGGGAAUGCUGAAAAUUUCGCUGACUCUCCCACACGGGGACUGAGAAUGCUACUCUUGGACCUUUGCUUUUAAAAGUCUGCCGUCCACUUGUAGUAUCUUUGCUGGGACAGGGUUUUGUUUACCAGCCUCUGCUGGAGGUUGCAGAGACAGAAAAGGUUCUCAACAGGAAACAUCAAGAAAGUGGAGACUGGUCCAUUGGGGCAAAUAGGGCACUGCCCCACUAAUCUCAGUCUGCCUUCAGCCACAGCCCCUACUUGCCUACCUUCUUAUAAUCAGCCCUGGCUGUCAAGUUCCUCCUCCUUAGUCUCAGGGUUGCCCUUGUAAAUCUCAGCAGGGAGUUGGAGGAUGGGAACAAAAUUAGCAUCUGUUGCCUUUGCCUGUCAUCGGCUCUGGCGCCACCUACUGUUGGGCUCCUUGGCUACCGCCCUACCAGUCCCAAUGGGCCCAUAUCAACAUCAGUUGAAGCCUACUUGUUCUCUGAAAGCUGCUGUUUUUUAUUGCCUUCCUUAAACAUUAUUUUUUAAAAAAAAAAAUUCUUGCCUCUUCAUCCUGCGUUUCCCACCAUGGAACCCAGGUGAAAUAUACUCAGAGUGAAAUAUACCGUAUUUUUCGCUCUAUAAGACGCACCAGACCACAAGACGCACCUAGUUUUUGGAGGAGGAAAACAAGAAAAAAAAUAUUCUGAAUCUCAGAAGCCAGAACAACAAGACGAUUAGCUGCGCAGCGAAAGCAGUGAUCCCUCUUGCUGUUCUGGCUUCUGGGAUAGCUGUGCAGCCUGCAUUCACUCCAUAAGACGCACACACAUUUCCCUUUACUUUUUAGGAGGGAAAAAGUGAGUCUUAUAGAGCAAAAAAUAUGGUACUCAGAGUCGAGAGUGGAUUUCAUGCUCUUUAUUCAGCUCAUAGUGGUGAGGAGGGAAUGAAAGUCCCCUCAAAGUAUCUGCUUUAUAUACAUUAUUUACACAAUGGGCUGCACGUGAUUGGCUAAUUCCGGAAUUCUCCUGUAGGCCAAUCAGGUUGUGGAUUCACUUCUAUCUGGAGCUGGAUUGGGUGGCUCCUGCCAACCAAUCAUACUGCUGCAUUGUUCUAGGACCAAUCAGACUGCUGCAUUCUGAAUCCUAUUGUUCUAGGACCAAUCAGACUGCUGCAUUUUGGAUCCUAUUGUUCUAGGACCAAUCAGACUGCUGCAUUUUGGAUCCUAUUGUUCUAGGACCAAUCAGACUGCUGCAGUUUGGAUCCUAUUCAACUCAGUACAUAACACCAGGCAUCAUAGCAUGUGGUUUCCAGGCAGUCCUCCAUCCAGGCCCUGGCCAGAGCUGCUUAGCUUUGUUAAGGUGAUACCCUCAGAUGUGCCUUCAGAUCAUGGCCGGGACCAUUACUGAUGUCAAGGGAAAGGGCAGUAGCUCACUGGUAGAGCAGCUCUUUUGUAAGCAGAAAUUCCCAAGCGAUCAACAGAAUGGCCAAAAAUGUUUAAACAAGAACUAAUGUAAGCUAGAGAGCACUUUUGUGUGGACUAGAAGUCAUCGCCUCAAGAGUAGUUCAAGUACAAUCCCAGGCAUCUCCAGGUACUGCAAGGAGAGAGCCACUGCCAGUCAGCAUAGACAAUUCUGAGCUAGAUGGACCAGUAGUCUAAAUCAGGCGUGUCCAACUCCCAAGAGACUGUGAUCUACUCCCAGUAUUAAAAAAAAUCUGGCAGUGAGCUAUCCCAGGGGUAGGCAACCUAAGGCCCAGGUGCCAGAUAUGGCCCAAUCGCCUUCUAAAUGCGGCCCGUGGACGGUCCGGGAAUCAGCGUGUUUUUACAUGAGUAGAAUGUGUCCUUUUAUUUAAAAUGCAUCUCUGGGAUAUUUGUGGGGCAUAGGAAUUCGUUCAUUUUUUUCUUUGGCCUGGGAUUCCGAUUCGGAGGAUGAAACAGAGGAAUCCCGGCCUGCACAGGAGUCCCCGCCUCCAGGGCCGGCUGAACUGGGGCAAGGCCUUGAUGCUGAAGAGCCUGCACCUGUGGCAGUGCAUCAGGAGCUGGCCCCAGGUGAAGCCCUUCGGGCCCCAGAGGGCUUGAUGACUCAGUGGCCACAGGUGAGCCUCCUCCAGGGCCCAGUAACCCUUCGGCCUCUCCUGAUCUGCAGAGGCUUAGGGCAGAGAGGCGAAGGGAACUGGUUGCCCCCAGGAGGAGUGCUCGCCUUAAGGCCAGAGGAGGCGGGGCUCCUGGGGACCGGGACCGCCCCUGGCCUUAGAAGAGGAUAAAAGCCCAGUCAGCCCGGCCCCAGGUUGCGGGAGCAACGUCGUUGUUGGCAUCGGACCUUCCUGUGUUCCUGAUCCCUGCUCGGCUUCCUGUUCCUGACUAUCCGGUACUCCUGUUCCCUGCUCGGCCUCCUGUUCCCGACCAUCCGGUGUUCCUGUUCCCUGCACAGCCUCCUGUUCCAGCAUUCCUGUUCCCCGCCCGGCUCUCUGCCUCGGACCUUGCCCCUCUUCGUGUGGACUCUGCUACACCCAAGGUACCUUACCCCGGGACCAGCACAGUUUGCUCCCGCCCAACCCGCACUCCCCUUCGUAGGGGUGCGUUCGGGAAGAGCCAGAGGCCAUGGCUGACCAGGCGGCUGCACUGGUGGCUUUGGCCCAGAAGAACCAGGCCUUGACUCACACCGUGCAGCAGCUCAGUGACGCGGUUGUGGCACUUCAGCAACGCUUGGAAGCCCUACCGGCUCCUGGGGCCGACGCCUCGGCUCCUGGCAAGUACCCAGUGGCUUUGCCUGAGAAAUUUGAUGGAGCCCCGGCCAGCUUUCCCAUGUUCCUGGCCCAGGCCAAGCUGUAUAUUCAGGGGCGAGCCCGGAACUUUCCUGACGACCGCACCAAGGUGCACUUUUUGAUUAGUUUGUUAAAGGACCAGGCGGCCAGAGUGGGCGUUGCCGCUACUCAGGCAAGACUCCCCUUGCUGGCAGACUAUACGGGGUUUGCAAUCGUUUGGAGGCCGCGUUCGGCAGCCCCCAGAAAGGAGUCAAGCCAACCGGGCGAUUCGGCGUUUGAAACAGGGCAAGUCCACGGUGGCCGCAUAUACCACGGAGUUUCGGCUGUUGGCACAGGACUUGACCUGGAAUGAUUCGGCACUGCGGGACCAGUAUCUCGACGGGCGUUUGGACGAGGGACUGGACCAGUUGGCCACAAUGGAACGCCCCACCACGCUAGAGACUCUCAUUCAACGGAGUGGACGAAUAGACGACCGGGUGGAGGAUCGUCGUCAGGCCGGGGUCGCCGACACUUCCAGUUCACGGCACCAGCUUUUCCGGCAGCCCCACGGUCCCACCUGAUUUAACGGAGGAGCCUAUGCAGCUCGGGGCAGUGCGGCCACGCCUUUCCCCCGCAGAGAAGGCGCGGCGUCGGGAGGGAAAUCUCUGUCUUUACUGUGGCGGAAGUGGACACUUCGCUCGGUCUUGCCCUGAGAACGCCAGCCGCAGAAGCCGCCAACCCCAGUAGCUGAUGGCCCUAGCUGCCGGGGUCCCAAACCGCGCAGAAUGGGCCUGCAUCAAUGGACUCGCAACAUCUUAUGGUUCCGGUACGUUUAUACCCUCCAGGUGGGCCCUGGAUCCCCACCCAUGCUUUGGUGGAUUCAGGGCAACCCGCUCUUAUAUGGACGCUGCUUUGCCGCCCAUCAUCAGGUGCCACUCGGAACAAGCCAGUACCGGUCCAGGUGGAAGCGAUUGACGGACGACUUCUGUGUUCAGGUGCCGUUACUCAGGAGACCCAGCCCCUGGUCCUGUGUUUCCAGCAGCACCGGGAGUUGCGAACUUUGGACAUUGCCUCUAUGCCCACUUCCCCCUGGUGCUCGGGAUGGACUGGCUGGAAGCCCACAACGUUCAGAUUCACUGGGUCAAACGGACCGUGCACUUCCCAGACCCAUGUUCCCGUGCUCCAAUCCGGGACGCUGGCUGCCGCGCCCUCAGAGGAGGCAGCACCCACGCUCUCUGCCGUGUAUCAGGACUACCAGGACGUGUUCGAGGAGCGGGGGCAGACCAGCUGCCGCCGCAUCGGCUUCUGACUGCGGCAUAGACCUCCAGCCCGGAGCGCCUCUACCAGUGAGUCGCUUAUAUUCUCUAACAGAGCCAGAGCGCGAGGCUUUGCAGGACUUCUUGCGCAAGAACCUGGAGCGUGGGUUCAUUAGGCCGUCCACCUCGCCUACCGCGGCACCCCUGCUUUUCGUUAAGAAGAAAUGUGGGAACUCCGCCCUUGCCAGGAUUACCGAGCCUUGAACAAAAUUACCGUCCCAGACCGAUCCCCCUUGCCCCUUAUCUCGGAGCUGCUGGAGCGGGUGCAAGGGGCACAGGUGUUCACCAAGCUGGACCUCCGGGGGGCCUACAACUUGAUUCGGAUCCGAGCCGGGGAUGAGUGGAAGACAGCGUUUGGGACCCGGUACGGGCAGUUCGAAUAUUUGGUUAUGCCUUUCGGGUUGUGCAACGCGCCUGCUGUGUUCCACGCUACAUCAACCACGUGUUUCAGGACUUGUUAGACAAGUACGUGGUGGUGUAUUUGGAUGACAUACUGAUUUACUCCCGUGACCCGGCUCGCCAUGAGGGACAUGUCCGGACCGUGCUGCAGCGCUUGCGUGAGCACCGUUUGUACGCAAAGCUCAGCAAGUGCGAGUUCCAUCAGCGGACUGUGGACUUCCUUGGUCACCGGCUCUCUCCGGAUGGGGUGCAAAUGGACCCGGGGAAGGUGACAGCGGUUCAAGAAUGGGCGGCACCCCGGAACCGCAGGACCUGCAACGUUUCCUGGGGUUCGCCAAUUACUACCGGACCUUCAUCGCUGAUUAUGCUCAUCGCACCACCCCGUUGACCCGGCUACCGCGCCCCAAAGACGCCGUUUUCCUGGGACAAGGAGGCAGAGGAGGCGUUUCAGGGGUUGAAGGCCUGUUUCCAGAGGGCACCAAUCUUACAACAUCCUGACCCCUCUCGACCCUUUGUGGUGGAGACCGACGCCUCCAGUACGGCUCUCGGUGCCGUCUUGUCUCAACAGAUUGGGCCCGAGCGCCACUCUUACCCUGUGCCUUCUAGUCCCGCCAGCUCCUACCAGCGGAGCGUAACUAUACUGCGGGGGAGGGGUAACUACUGGCCAUCAAGGUAGCCUUUGAGGUCUGGCGCCACCAUCUUGAGGGGCACGACAUCCGGUGGAGGUAAGAACCGACCACCGGAACCUGGAGUACCUCCAGACCACCCGCAAGCUGAACCAAAGACAGAUCCGGUGGGCGUUGUUCUUUUCCCGGUUCCAGUUUCGGAUCCGCUACAUCCCUAGCUCUCAGAAUCUGAAGGCGGAUGCCCUGUCCCGGAAACCUGAAGACAACGCAGACACGGUACAGCAAGCAGAACCCGCCACGAUCCUACCUCCGGCCGCAUUCCUGGCCACCCAGGAGGCGCAGCCACUGCAGGUUCGGGUGCGGGAACAGCAGCGGGUCGGCGCUUGGGCCCAGGAACGACUCCGGGAGCUGGCUGAAGGGUCCAGCCCACAGUAUCCGGGGCUGGUCCUGCAUCAGGGCCUCCUGCUGCACCACGGUCGUCUGUCACAUCCCGCCAGGGCCACUGCGGCUGGAGGUUCUCCGGAUGGCCCAUGAUGCCCCGGCAGCGGGGCACUUUGGACGGUAUCGGACCACCCAUCUGGUCAGUCGUGAGUUUUGGUGGCCCCGCCUGAAGGCUGACGUGGCUCGCUACGUUGCUGGUUGUGAUGUCUGCCGACGCGCCAAGGGGCCUACCGGGCGACCUACCGGCCUACUUCAGCCAUUGCCAGUUCCACCGCGCCCUUGGCACACAGUUUCGUUGGACUUUGUAGUGGACUUACCCUCGUCUCGUGGCUGUACCUGCCUUCUGGUUUUCUCCGACCAUUUCACCAAGAUGGUGCACUGCGCUCCCUGUCCAUCUGUACCCACAGCCAAGGAAACUGCUCAGCUGUACCUGCCGCAUGUCUUCCGCCUGCAUGGACUACCUGAGCGCGUGGUGUCCGACCGGGGCGUUCAGUUCACAUCCCGGUUCUGGCGAGCAUUACACCAGACCCUCGGGACAGAGGUCUGCCUCUCGUCAGCCUACCACCCACAGACCGAUGGCCAGACGGAGCGGGCGAGCGCGGUGCUGGAGCAGUACCUCCGGUGUUACUGCAGCUACCAGCAGGAUGACUGGGUCGACCACCUGGCAUUGGCGGAGGUCGCCUAUAACACCGCGGUGAAUGCGUCCACCCAGCAGACCCCGUUCCAGGCCAGUUAUGGUUAUCAUCCACGGCUGUUUCCAGAGGUGCUGCCGGCAUCCGCGGUCCCGGCGGUGACGGAGUGGCUUCAAGAGCUCCAGUCCCAGCAACAGCUUUUGGUGGAGCAACUGCACCAGGCCAAGGAAGCGUACAAAGCCCAGGCCGACCGCCACCGCCAGGUGGGGCCGGAACUUCGCGUCGGUGACCUGGUUUGGCUCUCCACUCGCCACCUCCACCCCUCUCGACCUUCGCGGAAGUUGGACGCCCGCUUCACCGGCCCGUUCCCUAUCGUAGACCAAAUCUCUCCUGUGGCAUUCCGUCUCCGGUUACCCGCACCCCUGAAGGUUCACCCGGUCUUCCACAGGUCCCUUUUGAGUCCGGUGGCCCCACCCGGCAGAGUUCCACCAGAACCGUCCCCGACCGCAGCCAGUGUUGGUUCGGGAGAGCCUGAGUACGAGGUGGAGCGCAUCCUGGACUCCCGAUACCGCAGGGAAAGCUGCAGUAUCUCAUUGACUGGAAGGGGUACGGACCGGAGGACCGUUCCUGGGAACCAGCGGCCAAUGUCCAUGCACCUGCCUGCCUCCGAGAGUUCCAUGCGACGUAUCCCGGCAAGCCGGGUCCGGACCCUCGGUUGAGGGGGCCUGGGAGGGGAUGGUGUGAUGGCCUGGGAUUCCGAUUCGGAGGAUGAAACAGAGGAAUCCCGGCCUGCACAGGAGUCCCCGCCUCCAGGGCCGGCUGAACUGGGGCAAGGCCUUGAUGCUGAAGAGCCUGCACCUGUGGCAGUGCAUCAGGAGCUGGCCCCAGGUGAAGCCCUUCGGGCCCCAGAGGGGCUUGAUGACUCAGUGGCCACAGGUGAGCCUCCUCCAGGGCCCAGUAACCCUUCGGCCUCUCCUGAUCUGCAGAGGCUUAGGGCAGAGAGGCGAAGGGAACUGGUUGCCCCCAGGAGGAGUGCUCGCCUUAAGGCCAGAGGAGGCGGGGCUCCUGGGGACCGGGACCGCCCUGGCCUUAGAAGAGGAUAAAGCCCAGUCAGCCCGGCCCCAGGUUGCGGGAGCAACGUCGUUGUUGGCUCGGACCUUCCUGUGUUCCUGAUCCCUGCUCGGCUUCCUGUUCCUGACUAUCCGGUACUCCUGUUCCCUGCUCGGCCUCCUGUUCCCGUGGAUAGUGUCUUUGACGCUACAAACAUGAGUCUGACCAAACUGCAGGAGGCAGUGGAAGACAGGAGUGCCCGGCGUGCUCUGGUCCAUGGGGUCACGAAGAGUCGGACACGACUAAACGACUAAACAACAACAACCAUCACACCCCUUAUAUUCUAGCUUGGACUCUGAGAUCAUGUAGAGGCGUGCUGUUCGUUGUAUUAGAGGCCCAGCUUGGCUCAACUAGAAAUCAGGCAUUUAGUGUUGUGGGUCCCAUGCUGUAGAACGCUCUUCCAGCAGAGAUUCGGCACACACCCUGUGACUUCUACGCAUCCCCUUUCUAUGCUGGCAGGCCUUUGUAGCUGUCUAAUUUUUGUUUUUGGAUUAGCCAGUUACCGCAACGGUUAUCUGCAUUUUUAUUUUUGUCAGUGGUGUUUUACGUUUUAACAUUCAACACUAUCCCAGUACUUUAUGAUCUGGCAGAAUGAAAACACUUUUAUCAAUAAAUAAAGAACAGAGUUACAGGGACAGGCCCAGAUCCCAACUCUGCCAGGACUGUUACAGAACCUAAUAAUAUCACUUACAACAUUAGGGGCUCCUUCGCCUGCUCAUCUUUCAAUGUGGUAUAUAUGCUGUCAUCUGCCAGUAGCGCCUUCUGCAUUACGACAAAUAGGCCAGACUCUUCUAUGCAACAGAAUAGGUAAAGGAGCUCUGACCAUUAGGUCCAGUCGUGGCCGACUCUGGGGUUGCAGCGCUCAUCUCGCUUUAUUGGCUGAGGGAGCCGGUGUACAGCUUCCAGGUCAUGUGGCCAGCAUGACUAAGCCGCUUCUGGCGAACCAGAGCAGUGCACGGAAACACCGUUUACCUUCCCGCUGGAGUGGUACCUAUUUAUCUACUUUGCUCUUUUCAAACUGCUAGGUUGGCAGGAGCAGGGACCAAGCAAUGGGAGCUCACCCCGUUGUGGGGAUUCGAACCGCCGACCUUCUGAUCCACAAGCCCUAGGCUCAGUGGUGUAACCCACAGCGCCACCCGCGUCCCUUUUAUGCAACAGAAUAAAUGGACCCAAAUUUAAUUUUAGAAACAGCAAUAGCCCCAAACCAAUGUGUGGACAUUGAAACUUUCCAAGAACACCCUGUGACUGACCUUGAGGUAGACCAUCCUUGAACAAAAAAAAAUCUUCAGAGUAGUUUUUAAGAUGCCACAAGACUCUUCAUUGUUUUGACAAAAGAAAUUCCUUCACAUCAUGUGCCUGUCGGAGCAUAUCUACAUAGGAAUAGCCUUGCUGGAUGAGAACUGAAAUAUACUCGGAGUUGAGAGUGGAUUUCAUGCUCUUUAUUCAGCUCAUAGUGGUGAGGAGGAAUGGAAGUUCCCCCAGGCUGUCUGCUUUAUAUACAUUAUUAACACAAUGGGCCCCACGUGAUUGGCUAAUUCCGGGAUUCUCCUGUAGGCCAAUCAAGUUGUGGAUUCACUUGGGGCUGGAUUGGUGGCUCCUGUGGACCAAUCAGACUGCUGCAUUCUGGAUCCUAUUGUUCUAGGACCAAUCAGACUGCUGCCUUUUGGAUCCUAUUCAGUUCAGUACAUAACAAGAACAAACUAGUCCAGCAUCUUUUUCUCACAGUUACCAGCCAGGUGCCCCCAUGGGAGGGAUCUGGAGUUGUGUCAACCCAACCCAGCCAAAUCUGACUAGGAAUUGCCCAGAAUUGGUUCAGGUUCUGGGCUUUGAUUGAAUAUGGUGCACAUCCCUUAUACUGUACACACAUACACAUAUUGAGAUUUCCAAGCUGACUUAGCUGCAGCAGUCACAAAAUGCAAUCAUUUCACUACAAACCAUUGACAAUUUAAACAUUAAAUUAAAGCUUUUUAACAGAGAGAGGGAUCUUUUCUCUCUCUUUUUUACAGUACUGAGUUUUACUUUUUUAAAAAUUUUUAUUCUUUUAUAUAAUAAUAGUAAAAUAAAUAAUAAUAUACAUUUAGAGGGGGGGACUGAAGAAUGAACAAUAGUAAAUCCCAGUGUAAUUUGUUCAAAGAAAAUAAAUAGACUGUAUUAUACCUAAAUUAAUGUUAUGGAUUUAGGUGAGAUCUAUAAAUGUUUAUGUGCCACACUGGAAUCUCUGAAUACUGGGUGCUAGGGACAAAUAGAAGAAAGCAGUUAUCAUCGGGGUCUGCUUGUGAGCUUCCAGAGGCAACUUGGUGGCUGUUACUGGUAAAUGAGUGUAGCCAGGGUGAUGUAAUGGUUAGAACACGGGUAGCCAACCUGGUGCCCUCCAGAUGUUGUUGGACUCCAGCUCCCAUCAACCCUAGCCAGCAUGUCCAAUGGUCAGAAAUGAUGGGAUUUGUUAUGUACUGAUGUUCUCACCCUGGGCCAGCAGGGGGAUACUGUAGAUAGUUUUCACUCAGGUCCACAUAUGCAAAUAAGGGAUUGAAAGUGACGUUCAGUGAUUGGAAAGUGUUACAGUUGCAUUGUAGUGGAGCUCUAUAUAAGCAGGCUGACUGAACCCCUCAGUUCAGUUCUGUUCUGGCCUGUGAAUAAACAAGAGCUGUUUGAAGAAUCGCUGUGUCGUCUGAUAUGUUCACCCACAACUUAACAGGAGUUACAGAGUGGGAAAAUCUGGAGGGCACCACAAUGCCUACCCCUCAGUUGAAGUGCUGGCCAUGGACUGGGGGAACCCAAGUUCAAAUCCCCACGCAGCUGUGAACCUCACCGGGUGACCUUGGGCCAAUCGCCUUCCCUCUCAGCUUCUAGGGAUAUAAAAAUGAGUUUCUGCAACACACAAUGAGGAUUCGUGAACAUUAUACAGCAUUAACUUAAGUGUUAGCUGCAGGUUUUGGUGGGUGAUUUUAUUGUACUGAACCUUUGAGAAUUUGAUUUGGGUAGGGGAGAACUAUGUGCUCUGUUUUGAACUCCUUGGAGAAAAGGAGAGCUCAAAUCUCCACUUGGACUUGAAGCUCCAUGGGUGACUUCAAACCAGUCAGUCUUUCAGCCUAACCUACCUCGCAGGGUUGUUGUGAAGACACAAAGGGGAAAAGGGGGAGGGGUGAACCAUGCACACUGUAUUGGUACCUCGGGUUACAGACGCUUCAGGUUACAGACUCCGCUAACCCAGAAAUAAUACCUCAGGUUAAGAACUUUGCUUCAGAAUGAGAACAGAAAUUGUGCGGUGGCAGCGGGAAGCCCCAUUAGCUAAAGUGGUGCUUCAGGUCAAGAACAGUUUCAGGUUAAGAACGGACCUCCGGAACGAAUUAAGUACUUAACCCGAGGUACCACUGUACUUUAAAGUCCUUGGAGGAGUUCAAAUAGAUAUUGGUGUAAAAGUAAAAGAAAAGAAGCAACAGUCUUUGGCCUGAAGCAGCAAGAAGGCCUCUUCCCAAAUCUGACGGGGCUGUUUAGGUACCUGGAAUCCAGACCAUGGAAAUUCCCCCACAUUUGGCUACCUAAAAGAAAAAAGGGGAAAGGCCCAUUGUGGAAAGCAGUUGCAUAAACAAAUCUGUUUGUGCUUUGAAGGUGUAAGCAAGGUGCUCCGUGAGCAGACUGAGAGAGGGGCAAGGCGUCCUUUCCUGGCGUUUUAUCUCUCUUGGGAAUUCCAGAGAACACAGUGGCCUGGCUUUCCUCCUUCCCUCCCUCCUCCUUUGCCUGGCAACCCACAUUCCAGCUCUCUAAGAGUUUAAAUUCCUCCCCCACACUCUCUCUUUCUCGCCUCUCCAGACAAGUUUCUGGCAAGGGGGAAAGCGGACUCCUCUUUUGACCACAGGUGCAGAUAGAUUUUGCAUUCAUUUCUCUCCUUCGCUACACCUGGCCGAGUACUCAUUCUUUGCAGACUGGGAAAUUGCAAACUCUUGAGACUUACUUUUGGGGUUCCUUUUCGUCCCCCCUUCCUCCACUUUCAGAUUAAGAUGCUUACAGAUAGGAAGCACGAGCUGGAGCGUCGGCUGAGUGCCAUGAUGGAAGAAAACAAUCUUCUUCAGGGAACGGUGGAGGAGCUUCAAGAUCGCGUGUUGAUUUUGGAGCGGCAGAGUCACGAGAAGGACAUGCAGGUAUGGGGGAACAGGGGCUUGGGAAAAGGGGGAGACAGCUGGAAGGAAGGGACUGAUUUAAAAUAUUAUUAUUAUGAUUGAGCGAUGCCGCCGGAUCACCAGUUUGGGAACAGGAAGGUAAUAUUGUGAGGCUUGAGCAACCUGAUAAUGGACUUUUACUAGUGUUGCAGGAAUUUAUGUAUAGGUUGGGGGGGGGUUGCCCCUUCAGCAGAUAUCAUGCACAUGCAGCCCACUACCAAAACCAGCACAAUCACUUUUGUGACUUUUGUGAUUUGUCCCCACAAAACACUUCACAGUUUCUUCCUGCCUAUUCAAAGGGCCUUUGCUGCACGAUACCAAAUGUAACAAUUCAAUGAUAAAUGUAUCUAUGUACUGGCUCACUGGGAAAACUUCAGAAAUUCAUAUAGACAUGUGAGCUCAGCUAUUCCGCAGCCCCUCUGCCUGAGUGAUAAUUCCUGGCAUCCUGAUACCUGAGUGCCAGACAGGUAGCCGUUCCAGAAAUAACAAACGAGAUGAAGACAAAAGGGUGUGAUUAACUUGAUUAAUUUACAGGGAAAUGUAAAUAUCUUUUCGUUAGACUUGAUGGGUGUUUGGUGGAGGGCAAGGGGAACCAUGGGGCAGGGUCCAGGAUGCUCAGAUUACUGCCACCAGACUUCCCCUUUCAUGAUGUAACCGUGAUGUAUGAGUGAUGUAGUUUCGGGGGGUGUAACAUGGGGAUUAGGUAAAGGUAAAGGGACCCCUGACCAUUAGGUCCAGUCGUGGCUGACUCUGGGGUUGCGGCGCUCAUCUCGCUUUAUUUACCGAGGGAGCCGGCGUACAGCUUCUGGGUCAUGUGGCCAGCAUGACUAAGCGACUUCUGGCGAACCAGAGCAGCGCAUGGAAAUGCCGUUUGCCUUCCUGCCGGAGUGGUACAUAUUUAUCUACUUGCACUUUAACGUGCUUUCAAACUGCUAGGUUGGCAGGAGCAGGGACCGAGCAACGGGAGCUCACCCCGUCGUGGGGAUUCAAACCGCCCACCUUCUGAUCGGCAAGUCCUAGGCUCUGUGGUUUAACCCACAGCGCCACUUGCAUCCCUUCAACAUGGGGAUUAGCAACUAAUAAAAGUUUGGGGGCUCUUUUGUUUGGGGCUUCUAUCUUGUUCCACCUUGUGGCAGGUGGGAGUCCUGUCGCGACAAUCUUCAAUAAAGACCAAGCCUACUGGCUGCUGUUUUGUUCUGGUAUUCCUGGGUGGUGUCCUUGUUUUUUGUCCAAAGUAGCCCUCAGAUUUCUGCGUUAACACUAGGAACCAGUAUGACAUCGGUGGGAGGAAAGGGAAACCCAUGGCCCUCCACAUAUCCCUGGACUACAACUCCCAUCAUUCUUGACCAUUAACCACAUGGGUCGGAGUUAAUGGGAGCUGGACUCCAAUGAAAUCUGGAGGGCUACAGAUUCCCAUUCACUGCUGCAUAUUCUCGAAGGCUGCUGCUGCAAUCCUAGACCUGCUUCCCUUGUAGUGAGCCCCACUGAAUUCAGUAGGACUUCCUGUUCAGAAAACAUGUAUUUUAGUUUAUUAUUAUACUUCACAAAAACGUGUAUGCCGCUGAACAGUAAAUAUAACCUCUUGGUUUACAGAUAAUAUAAAAUAUUCAUUAAAAUUGGAUUGAGUUAUAUUUAUUAUGGGUAGCGUUGAUUUGUUUAUAUGCCCAAUUUACCAUAUUUUUUCGUCUAUAAGAUGCCCCCAUGUAUAAGACGCCUCUUAUUUUGGGGGAGAUUUAAGAAAAUGGGGGGAGAUGUAUCCGUGUAUAAGACGCUUCCCUAAUUUUUGACAUUAUUUUUAGGGGGGAAACCUAGUCUUAUACACAAAAAAAUACGGUAUUUUCUGUCUCUUAGUGUUUAAUUGUCCCCACAAAGCAGCAUGCAAAGCUUUCUAUCCAACCUAAGUUGGACUUGCUGAAAUUAAUGAAUCCAAGACAGCCAUGCCCAUUAUUUUUAAUGAGUGAGUAAGAUUAACUGGAUACAGCUUAAAACUUUGUAAAAUACAAUAAUGAUGAUUAAAGCAAAAGGAUAUGAUCAUCCAGUUAAAACCACAUUAUGCCCCCUUAAACGUGAACAAUAGCUGUUAAAGCAUUAGCAGUGAAUAAAAGCAACAGCAGUGGUUAAAAAACAGACUGAAAUAAAGGGCGUUUGAGCUGUUUUGGAGCUAUGCAAUGUUUUUAAAAGACGUGUAGGGUUGUGUUGUAAAAGCCUCAUUUAUGCUUUUUUAAUUGUUUACCUAAAAACAAAAACACAAUGUUGUGAAUACAGUGAACAGGUGUAAAGGCAUGCUAAUUUUAACUAAUAAAAUACUGGCAUCAUACAGGCAUGUGAAGCUGUGGGAAUCCCUCCUCACAGAGGUGUGUCUGGCACAUUCAAAAUGCAGUUUUUGUGAAAUGCAGAUAUAUAUUUUAAGACCCACCCUAUUCUUCUGAUUGUAAAUUGUUUUAACUGGUUUUUAGCUUGUAUUUUAUAUUGCUGAAGCCUGCUCUGUGACCUUAUGGUGAAGGGUGGAUGAUGAUGAUGAUGAUGAUGAUAAUAAUAAAAUAAAUGAAGAAUAUAUCUUUAUAAUUUCUUGUGCCAGUUGCAUCAGAACCAGCUAGAACUUCAGGAGGUGAGACUGUCUUAUCGGCAACUGCAGCUCAAGGUAGAUGAACUCAGCGAGGAGAGAAGCCUCCAGAAUUUCAACUCUACCAGCACGUCACUGCUGUCAGAGAUUGAGCAGAGCAUGGAGGCCGAGGAACUGGAGCAAGAGAGAGAACAGGUAGCAUCAAAACUCUUGGCUCCAGAAGAAUUGGGGGCAGCACAGGUGUGUUUAAAUGUGUGUGGUAGAGCCAUAGUGGACUUCCUUCCUAAAAUCCUCCGUCCGCAAAUGUUUGUGUUGCACAUUCCCUGAAUACUCCGGUGUUUCCUGAAUGUUCCUGAUCUGCAUUUGACAGCCAGUCAUCAACUUGAUUUCUCAGUAUGUGCUGUUUUAUGGUUGGCACACAAUAUUAUUUAAUACUAAUAAUUUAUUUGCUGGUAGGGGGGAAAGGGUAAUCAAUUCCACAAGGACAAGCUAUGUGUCAAAAGUCAUGCCUAGCUUGGCCCCAAGUGUGCUUCUUUGUUUGAAAUAUAUGGAAAAGUGCCACCCCAGGUCAAAUGGAGACUGGUCCAUUAGGGCAACAGGGGUACUUCCCCACCAACCUCAGUCUGUCCUCAGCUGGCCCCAAUUGCUUGCCUCUCCCUUAGACUCAGUGUUGUCCUUCUAGAACUCAGCAGGGAGGAAGUUGGGGGCAAGAGUAGGGUUCAUUGGCGCUGCCUGCCAUUGGCUCUGGCGCCACCUACUGUUGGACUCCCUGCUUUCCACCCUAUCAGUCCCAGUCAGCACCGGUCAGCACUCCCUAGAACAGUCCUUUCUGCAUUCUCAUCACAGCUCAGACUCCAGCUCUGGGAGGCCUACUGCCAGGUCCGAUACUUGUGCACUCACCUUCGAGGGAACGACAGUGCGGAUUCUGCGGUCUCCACGGACUCUUCCAUGGACGAGUCAUCAGAAACCUCCUCGGCCAAAGAUGUGCCGGCUGGUAGCUUGCGGGCUGCCCUCAGCGAGCUGAAGAGGCUGAUCCAAAGUGUUAUAGAUGGCACAGACUCCACGGUAAGGGGGAGAGAUUUGAAGCUCACACUUGAAGCAAAUGUACCUGUGGCAUUUGCCCUCCUAGGUGGGUCAUAAGGAAAGGGUUAAAUGAGGGUGAAGUGAUUGGCCAGUGGGAACCCAAGGGGAGGAGUUAGAGUUGGAGUUGUGUGAAAGUCAGCUGAGAGUUGGGAGUUGGAGAAGGAAGAGGGAGGAUAAGUCUGUGGGUUGGUCGAGUUGUGUUGUGAGAGAGUGAGAGGAACUGUUAGGUGGAGUCAGAUAGAUGGUUGGGAUAAUCAGUUUGAAGUUGUUAGGAACGUAUAGGUCAGUAAAGAAACUAAGAUUAAGAAACUGCCAAGAAAAAUUAACUGAAACUAUAAGCUUGUUCAUGCCUAUAAAAUAAACUUGAUUAUUUGUUAAUGUUAACAACUGUCUGGACUCCGUGUGUACCCGAGAGAAACGGGUUGGUGGCAGUGGGGAAGCGAUCAUAGUGGUGGCACAGGGAUCAAUAGACCGUCAAACGUCCGGGGACCCUGUGUGAUUGCCACAGUACCUAAUUUGCACUUUCCAGAAUGAAACACUGAACCCAAACACUGCCAUCCCAAUUUGCACUUCUCUGAAUUUUGCAAUGCUGCCAACUAAUGGGAUAAAAAUGCACAUACGAGGGUAAAGUGUGCAUAGAAAUAGCAUACAGGUGCAUUAUAUCGGAGAAAAUUGCUUUGCAAAACUGUGUACAGUGGUACCUUGGUUCUCAAAUGCCUUGGUACUCAAACAACUUAGAACCCAAACACUGCAAACCCAGAAGUAAGUGCUCCGAUUUGCAAACUAUUUUUGGAAGCUGAACAUGCUCCGGUUUGAGUGCCACGCUUCCGUUUUGAGUGUUACGCUAAGGUCUGUCUGUUUUUGCUCUCUUUUUUUGCAUUUUUGUAUUUGCGGCUCUUUUUUGUUUUUGUGUCUAUUUGGAACCCAGUUCAGUUUCUGAUUGAUUGAUUGAUUGAUUGAUUGCCUGCAGUACAUUGUUUAUCACUUUCAUUUUAUGGAUCAACGGUCUUGUUAGAUAGUCAAAUUCAUGUCAAAUUUCUGUUUUAGGGAUUCUUUUUAAAAGUCUGGAACGGAUUAAUCGGUUUUUGCAUUACUUUCUAUGGGAAAGCGUGCCUUGGUUUUGGAACACUUUGGUUUUGGACUUCCGGAACGGUUUAAGUUUGAGAACCAAGGUACCACUGUAUAUGGGAAGAAACUGGCGCUAAAAUGCUGAUGAGUUUCGAUGAGGGCUUCUAUUAGAAAUUUGCAAACUGGUGUGGAAAUGUGGAGAACCAGACUUAAGACUGGGAAAAGGUGAAACUGAGAAGAAUUAACCUUCAGAGUCACCUGUCCCUAACUGAACUUUGUGUGGUCCCUCCGGGAUCUCUCCUUUCUUCCAUUCUGCUUGCCAAACCUCUACUGAUUUCACUUUUCUUUCUUUGCUUCAUUACGCUUGCCAGAGCUCACGGCGAAGCGAUGAUGAUGCCUUAGAAGAACAGAUCAAGCAGACAAGCGAAGAUUCGAGAGCCUUGAGGGAGCUGAUGGAAGGCGAAAGAGGGAAACUGAGGCAGAGCCUGGAAGAGCUGCAACAGCUCCAUAGCCAGGUAAGCACGUACCUCUGACUAUCCAAAGGCCUAUCUAUCCCAGCAACCUCUUUUCACUCUGGCCAGUCAUAUGCCAAUGAGAAACCAAAGCAAGACCUGACCACAGCAACACUCCCCUCACCUGCACUUCCCAGCAAUUCAGUUGCAUACUACCCUGACUCAACUCAUCUGAGCUCAUUUGUUUUCUGUUGCUGGUUUGAGUUGUCAUGGAAUUACGUAGCUUGUUUACAUCAUUUCAGUCUUAUUGUCCAGUUAAAGCAGCGGUUCUCAACCUGUGGGUCCCCAGAUGUUGUUGGACUACAACUUCCAUGAUCCCUGAGCUCUGGCCUUGCUAGCUAGGGGAGAUGGGAGUUGUAGUCCAACAACAUCUGGGGACCCAUGGGUUGAGAAAGGCUGAGUUAAAGGAAGGAGAGGCGUCUGGCUCUUUCAGUAUUGAUGGACUACAACUCCCAAAAUUCCUCCUGAUGCCUUGGCCAAGAACAUCUGAAGGGCCUGAGGUUGCCCACCCUUGGUUUAAUUUUUGUUUGGGGAUAGGUAAAGGUAAAGGGACCCCUGACCAUUAGGUCCAGUUGUGGCCGACUCUGGGGUUGUGGCGCUCAUCUGCCUAUUUUCUCACCCAAGAGAAAGUCACUAAAGAAGAAUCUAGUCCAACCCUCUGCGGUGCAGGAACCACAACUGAAGAAUCCCUGACAGAUGGUCAUCCAACCUCUGUUUAUAAACCUCCAAAGAAGGAGAGGGCACCACUUUCCGAGGUAGUCUGUUCCAUUGUCAGACAGCUCUUACCAUCAGAAAGUUCCUCCUCAUGUUUAGUUGGAAUCUCGUUUCUUGUAUUUUAAAUCCAUUGGUUCGAGUCUGAGCUUUUGCAGCAGCAGAAAACAACCUUGCUCCAUCUUCCAUCCCCUUAGUCUCAGUGUUGCCCUUCUGGAGCACAGCAGGGAGGAAGAUGGAAACAAAAGUAGAUUUGGUUGACUCUGUCUUUCAAUGGCUCUGGCACCACCUACUGUUGGGCAUCCUUGCCUUCUGCCAUACCAGUCCCAAUGGGAGCCUGUGGAGGGAGGCCUGCAAGCAAAUGCACUGGUAUGUGUGCCCAGUCCUGAAUCCUAUACAGUGUUACCUCUGGUUACGUACUUCAUUCGUUCCGGAGGUCCGUUCUUAACCUGAAACUGUUCUUAACCUGAAGCACCACUUUAGCUAAUGGGGCCUCCCGCUGCUGCCGUGCCACCACAUGAUUUCUGUUCCCACCCUGAAGCAAAGUUGUUAACCCGAGGUACUAUUUCUGGGUUAGCGGAGUCUGUAACCUGAAGCGUAUGUAACCCGAGGUACCACUGUGUUCCUGUGAACUGAUCAUUCUCUAUGUGUAGCAGGACUUUGUUGUUUUUGUUAUCUCUAUAUAUUAAAUGGGUUUAAAACCCACUCCCCACUUCCCCUCCCCAGCUAUACUUUUUCCUUCUGGAUCCAUUUAUGUGUUGUUGUUUUUUGAUUGAUUGAUUGUAAAUCCUUAAGGAACAUGGACAUGUAUGUGUGCACACAAACUUAAUUCAUUUUAAAUUAAGCUGCUGUUAUAUUUGCUGAGCCUAACAGUAGGAGAUAAGCCCUAAAUAGAUAGAGAAGACUAGCUGCAAAAAGUAAGCAAAGCUAUGUGGUCCUCAAAACUCUGCAGCGGCCAAUUUUCAAUUUCUCUUGCCACUGAGGGGUGGUGCUGAGGACAUGAUUUAUAUAGUGUUUCAGCUAGCUGUGGUACCCACAAAUUCUGUAUUAGUGACCUUGAAAUGUUCAAAAAUCCUGAUGUGGUUCCUUUCACUGAUGGGAAUUACUUAAAACAGCUUCACUCGAACCUGGUGCCUUUCAGAUUGUUAGCUAGCACCGAUGAGAGGACCAUCUGUCUGGUUUAAAAACAUGAGGUUUGAAAACCAACAUGAUGGCUUUUUCAAGUUUUUCUCUGCUGUAGGUUCUUUUUAGGAAUUUAAGGUUUUAAUAUUUAUUCCUACAGCCAUGUGGUCUGGCUUACAUAAAACCUCCAGAAUGCAGUGUCUCAAGAUUGCGACCAUUUUUGUUCUUGUCUCCCCUCUCCCCCCUCAAAAUACCCCAUUUAUAACUGUGGUUGUGAUAUGACAAGCACAGCUCCCUAUCCACGAUCUUUUCCUUGCGGCACCUUCAGAGUGGUCACUCCAGUCCCUUAUUCUUGCCAUUCAAUGAGUGGCAAUCAAAGGUUAAUUUUUCUUCUGUUUCUUAUCAGGUGACGCUACUGAGUGUAGAGAUGACUUCCCUGAAAGAGGAACGGGACAGACUCCGGGGAUCAGUAGAUGAUAAGGAUAUGAGCGAACAACUCUUGAAGGCUAUCAGGGAUCGGGAUGAAGCAAUCGCCAAGUAAGCUGAAUUAUUUUUUAAAGACGUGUGGGGUUGUGACCCCCAGGGAGAGGGGCAGCUGUGUCAUGAUGGCUUUCUGUGUGACAAGAAGCUCAGUAAAAAGUCAGCCGGGGUGGAGAACCAGUGGCACUUCAAAUGUCAUUGGACUCCAACUCCCAUCAUCCCCAGCCAGCAGGGUCAACGGUCGGGGUGACUGGAACUGUGCCUCGGAAUCCUGGAGGGCCACAGGCUCCCCAGGUGUGAUGCAAAAACACCACUGUUCUUUUCUACAAAGGGAAAGGGACCCCUGACCAUUAGGUCCAGUUGUGGCCGACUCUGGGGUUGCGGCGCUCAUCUCGCUUUAUUGGCCGAGGGAACCGGCAUACAGCUUCCGGGUCAUGUGGCCAGCAUGACUAAGCCGCUUCUGGCGAACCAGAGCAGUGCACGGAAACGCCGUUUCCCUUCCCGCCGGAGCGGUACCUAUUUAUCUACUUGCACUUUGACAUGCUUUCGAACUGCUAGGUUGACAGGAGCAGGGACCGAGCAACAGGAGCUCACCCCAUCACCGGAAUUCGAACCGCCAACCUUCUGCAAGUCCUAGGCUCUGUGGUUUAACCCACAGCGCCACCCGCAUCCCUGCUCUUUUCUAUAGAGAACCAUUAAUCUGCAAUCCUGCAGAGCUGGGGAACGUAGCAGGUAGCCAGAAACAGUGUAUAUCAAGCAGAUGCAAAGCCUCCAUCAUGCAUGUGAAUGUGCGUUGUUUUGAAUCCAUGGAGAAGGGCAAAAACAAAACCCCAAAAUGCAGAAGAAUUAAUCUGGUGCUUAGUUUGAUUAUGUCAGCCUUCCCUAACUAGGUGCCCUCUAGAUGUUUUUGGCUGCAACUUCCAUAAGCCCCAGCCAGCGCAGCCAAUGGUCAGGGAGCUGGAGUCAUAGCAAACUGCCUUAUAUUUACACCUUAUACCAUUGGUCCAUCUAACUCAGUAUUGUCCACGCUGGUUGGCAGCAGCUAUUUAGAGUUUCAAAUGGGGGACGUUCCCAUCUCUACCUGGAGAUGCCAGGAAUCGAAACAAGAGACUUUCUACAUACGGAGCAGAUGUUCUACCACUGAGCCACCACCCUUCCCAUUUACAGAAUAUUACAGCUUAUCUGGGUCUCAUACCCUUGGUUAGUUAGGGACCUCCUCUGCAUGCACAGACAGGCUCUGGCAGAUUGAGCGGACGAUACCAAUAGUUUGUCCAACGAUCAAGAAGAUGGUUUCUGCACAGGCCGUAGAGUAGAUGAGAGGCAGAUGGGGCUCAACAACCUGGGAAGGGAGCCCAUCUAGGAGAAGGAAAACUCUAAUCCUAAUCCUCUGCUGCCUUAUGGGAUAUUUUCAGGAGAAAAAAGAUCUAGAGUGGAGUUCCUGAGACAGCUGGGUGGUGCCUUGUAUACUGAGAAAGGGCUCUUAUCGUCUAUACAGUGGUACCUCGGGUUAUAGACGCUUCAGGUUACAGACGCUUCAGGUUACAGACUCCGCUAACCCAGAAAUAGUACCUCGGGUUAAGAACUUUGCUUUAGGAUGAGAACAAAAACUACGUGGCGGCAGCGUAAGACCCCAUUAGCUAAAGUGGUGCUUCAGGUUAAGAACAGUUUCAGGUUAAGAACGGACCUCCAGAAUGAAUUAAGUUCUUAACCCGAGGUACCACUGUACAGCCCAGGACCUCCAUACACACUGCCCAGGUUUUGCACCCCAGGGAAGUCAUGUUUGGCUUGACAUCACCCCCGAAGGCACACUCCAUUGUCUGAGACAGAUGGAUGCCAGCAACAGCAGCUUAUCAAUAGCCUUUUGGCAGAUCUUAAGCCAUUUUGCCCCUGGACCAACCACACUGAUGUACAGGUGAAACUCGGAAAAUUAGAAUAUCGUGGAAAAGUUCAUUUAUUUCAGUAAUUCAACUUAAAAGGUGAAACUAAUAUAUGAGAUAGACUCAUGACAUACAAAGCGAGAUAUGUCAAGCCUUUAUUUGUUAUAAUUGUGACGAUUAUGGGGUACAGCUGAUAAAAACCCCAAAUUAACAAUCUCAGAAAAUUAGAAUAUUGUGAAAAGGUAGAGUAGCUAUUCAAUCCAUAACACCUGCAAUGGGUUCAGUAGGAAGCACAAUCAUGGGGAAGGCUGCUGACCUGACAGUUGUGCAGAAAGCCAUCAUUGAGACCCUCCAUAAGGAGGGAAAGCCUCAAACGGUAAUUGCAGAAGAAGUUGGAUGUUCCCAAAGUGCUGUAUCAAAGCACAUUAAUGGAAAGUUAUGCAGAAGGGGAAAGUGUGGAAGAAAAAGGUGCACAAGCAGCAGGGAUGACCACAGCCUGGAGAGGAUUGUCAGGAAAAGACCAUUCAAACGUGUUGGGGACUUUCACAAGGAGUGGCCUGAGGCUGGAGUUAGUGCAUCAAGAGCUACCACACACAGACGGAUCCUGGAGAUGGGCUUCAAAUGUCGUAUUCCUCUUGUCAAGCCGCUCCUGAACAAGAAACGACGUCAGAAGUAUCUUGCCUGGGCUAAAGGGAAAAAAAGAACUGGGCUGUUGCUCAGUGGUUCCAAAUCCUCUUUUCUGAUGAGAGCAACUUUUGCAUCUCAUUUGGAAACCAAGGACCCAGAGUCUGGAGGAAGAAUGGGGAGGCACACAAUGCCAGAUGCUUGAAGUCCAUUGUGAAGUUUCCAAUGCCAGAUGCUUGAAGUUCAGUGUGAAGUGUAGAUUUGGGGAUCCAUGCCAUCAGCUGGUGUUGGUCCACUGUGCUUCAUUAAGUCCAGGGUCAAUGCAGCCCUCUACCAGGAGAUUUUGAAGAACUUCAUGCUUCCUUCUGCAGACGAGCUUUAUGGGGAUGCUGACUUCAUUUUCCAGCAGGAAUUGGCACCUGCCCACACUGCCAAAAGUACCAAAACCUGGUUCAGUGCCCAUGGGAUUACUGUGCUUGAUUGGCCAGCAAACUCGCCUGACCUGAACCCCAUAGAGAAUCUAUGGGGCAUUGCCAAGAGAAAGAUGAGAGACAUGAGACCGAGCAAUGCAGAGGAGCUGAAGGCUGCUAUUGAAGCAUCCUGGUCUUCCAUAAUACCUCAGCAGUGCCACAGGCUGAUCGCAUCCAUGCCACGCCGCAUUGAGGCAGUAAUUGAUGCAAAAGGGGCCCAAACCAAGUACUGAGUACAUAUACAUGCUUCUACUUCUCAGAGGUCCAAUAUUGCUCUAUUUGCAAGCCUUGUUUUGCUGAUUUGAUUUAAUAUUCUAAUUUUCUGAGAUUGUUAAUUUGGGGUUUUCAUCAGCUGUAUGCCAUAAUAUCACAAUUAUAACAAAUAAAGGCUUGACAUAUCUCGCUUUGCAUGUCAUGAGUCUAUCUCAUAUAUUAGUUUCAUCUUUUAAGUUGAAUUACUGAAAUAAAUGAACUUUUCCAUGAUAUUCUAAUUUUCUGAGUUUCACCUGUAUAGCUGUCCUUACAGAGCACUGGUAGGAAUGCCCAAACAAUACUGUUAAAUCUGUCUUUUUAAAAUUAUUGAUCCAUUAUCCUAAUUGCCACUCAGUGGUGAUUUAGCCUCCUUGCCAGUUACGAACAUAGGAAGCUGCCUUAUUCUGAGUUAGAUCAUGGGUCCACCUAGCUUAGUUUUGUUUAUACCAACUGGCAGUGGUCCUCCAAGAUUUCAGAGGUGUCUCUCUCCUGUCCCUACCUGGAGAGGGUAUGAUUUAAACCUGGGACUUUCUGUAUGCAAAGCAGAUGCUCUCCCAUGGAGCUAUGGUCCUUUCCCCAAAUAUAAAUUACCAUAUUUUUUGCUCUAUAAGACUCACUUUUUCCCUCCUAAAAAGUAAGGGGAAAUGUGUGUGCGUCUUAUGGAGCGAAUGCAGGCUGCGCAGCUAUCGCAGGCUGCUUUCACUGCACAGUGAUCCCUCUUGCUGUUCUGGCUUCUGAGAUUCAGAAUAUUUUUUUUCUUGUUUUCCUCCUCCAAAAACUAUGUGCGUCUUAUGGUCUGAUGCGUCUUAUAGAGCGAAAAAUGCGGUAUUUCUUAUAUAAAUAUAUUUAUAUUUCCCCAAAUAUAAGAUAAUUUCUUAUAUUUGCCAUACACAGGGACACAACCAGAUUUGUAUUGGGGGAAGCUAUGCAAUGGCUCAAUCUCCUUAUUUUCAAGGACUCUGUCACCAUCAUCACUCAAGGGGACCUUUUCAGCACGUAGAACAGGAAGCAUACAGAUCUCUGUUUAAAGAGCCAUUGUAGCGCUGCCACCUGUUGGCUAAGGGAAGGAACUGCCAACUGCUGAGUUUUGGAUGCAAAAGGCAGCUUUUGAUAUUUUAGUAUGUGUGUGGGUUACUGGCUCUCCUGUAUCCAUGGAAACCAGCUGCCGUUCUGGGGCUGUACGAGUCCCAGUGUUUUUAAUAUUCAUUCAGCAGCAAGGGGAUUUUGCAAUGCAGGACGUACUUAUUCUGGUCGUCUAUCUUGGAAGCCGCAGGUGUAUUUUGCUGAAACGUGACCCGUGAUAUAUCUUAAAAUACAGAUAUAUUAAUUUAAACAAACCUAUCCCUCUUUCCAGGCUCUGGGAUGGUUCAAGGCAGCAAACAGGUUUAGCUUUGAUUCCAGUGCUGUUCCACGUAGGGGAAGAUCUGUAACUCAGUGAUAGAGCACCUGCUUGGCAUGCAGAAGGUCCCAAGUUCCCUCAAAUCCUGCUGCACUCAAAUCCUGCUUGCAGACUUUCUGUAUGCAUCUGGUUGGCCACUGUGUGAACAGGAUGCUGGAUUCAAUGGGCCACUGGUCUUGUCCGGCAGAGUUCUGCUUUUAUGAAGCAGAAGCUCUUGUGGCCACCUAUCAGAAAUGCUAUAACAGUGGAAUUCCUGCAUUGACUGGGGGGUUGGACUUGAUUACCUUUGAGGAUCUCUUACAUCUCUAUGAUUCUGUGAAAUGCCAUGUACAGUGGUACCUCAGGUUACAAACGCUUCAGGUUACAGACUCCGCUAACCCAGAAAUAGUACCUCGGGUUAAGAACUUUACCUCAGGAUGAGAACAGAAAUCAUAUGCCGGCGGCAGUGGGAGGCCCCAUUAGCUAAAGUGGUACCUCAGGUUAAGAAUGGUUUCAGGUUAAGAAUGGACCUCUGGAACGAAUUAAAUUCGUAACCAGAGGUAAAGGUAAAGGUAAAGGGACCCCUGACCAUUAGGUCCAGUCGUGGCCAACUCUGGGGUUGCGGCGCUCAUCUCGCUUUAUUGGCCGAGGGAGCCGGUGUACAGCUUCCGGGUCAUGUGGCCAGCAUGACUAAGCCACUUCUGGCGAACCAGAGCAGCGCAUGGAAAUGCCAUUUACCUUCCUGUCGGAGCGGUACAUAUUUAUCUACUUGCACUUUGACGUGCUUUCGAACUGCUAGGUUGGCAGGAGCAGGGACCGUGCAACGGGAGCUCACCCCGUCGUGGGGAUUCGAACCGCCAACCUUCUGAUCGGCAAGUCCUAGGCUCUGUGGUUUAACCCACAGCACCACCCACGUCCCACAACCAGAGGUACCACUGUAUAAUGAUCACCUCCCCUGACUCCCUGGGCCACUUUUGUUAGCACAGUCCUUAUAAAGGUCCCCAGCCUUCCUUCCCUCUCAGUCCUUCUGCUGUUAUGCUUCUGCGGUGUUUUGAACUCUCUUCAGCCAGAUCAGUGGGUGGGUGGGAGAGGUCUUUCCAGGCAGCCUCAUCCCCAAUUUGUAGAGGGCCAUCUGGUGCCUCAGGCUGCUUCCAGAUUACCUGUUUAUUGAGCACUCGUCCUGAUUGGUUUGCAAGAAGAUUUGACCACGGUAGCAUUCAUUCUGAUUUGUUUGGUUAGCUGACAUUAUGUCAAUGCAAGCGUUAUCCCACAUUUUCCAGGGCAUUUCCUUGUCUCUUUCCUUAUCACAAAAAGUCGGAUCCUUUGGGGGAAGAGGGUUUGUUGCUCAAGACCUCCCAGCAACAGGAAUUGUGUGGCUUGAAUUGGCUGAUAAAUUGGCUGUGAUUGGAUACCACUCAAAAGUAGUGACAGCCUGGAAGCACCCUCAGGUUAACAGAGUAUGCCAUCUUUGUGGAAGGCAGGAAGCAGUGGCACAGCCAACGGGAGGCAGCAGAGGGGAGCAUGAUGUGCUAAAAGGGAGAAAGGCGCCAGGUUUCCCUGUACAGUGGUACCUCAGGUUAAGUACUUAAUUCGUUCUGGAGGUCCAUUCUUAACCUGAAACUGUUCUUAACCUGAAGCACCACUUUAGCUAAUGGGGCCUUCCGCUGCCGCCGCACGAUUUCUGUUCUCAUCCUGAAGCAAAGUUCUUAACCCGAGGUACUAUUUCUGGGUUAGCGGAGUCUGUAACCUGAAGCGUAUGUAACCUGAAGCGUAUGUAACCCGAGGUACCACUAUACUAUUGCAAGGGAGCAUGGGACGCAUGCCCAUUUGGGGCUGAGCCUUAUAAGCUUGCUGUCUACCAUGUCAACUGAGUGUCAAGAUGGCAGAUUUUUUUGGGGGUGGUGGUCUAUGCAGCAGUAGCAGCAGCUCAGCCCACCCAACCUAAGAAGAGCUUGCUGAAUCAGGCCAGUAUCUCAUCCAGCAUUCUGUUCUCACACUGGUGAACUAGACAUCUACCGUAAGCCCAAAAUCAGGACCUGAGUGCAACCAAAACUCUACCCACUUACCGUAUUUUUUGCUCUAUAAGAUUCACAUUUUCCCUCCUAAAAAGUAAGAAACUACAACUAAUCCAGAAUGCGGCAGCUAGACUGGUGACUGGGGGCGGCCGCCAAGACCAUAUAACACCGGUCUUGAAAGACCUACAUUGGCUCCCAGUACGUUUCCGAGCACAAUUCAAAGUGUUGGUGUUGACCUUUAAAGCCCUAAACGGCCUCGGUCCAGUAUAACUGAAGGAGCGUCUCCACCCCCAUCGUUCUGCCCGGACGCUGAGGUCCAGCGCCGAGGGCCUUCUGGCGGUUCCCUCAUUGCGAGAAGCAAAGCUACAGGGAACCAGGCAGAGGGCCUUCUCGGUAGUGGCGCCUGCCCUGUGGAAUGCCCUUCCAGCAGAUGUCAAAGCGAUAAACAACUACCUGACAUUCAGAAGACAUCUGAGGCAGCCCUGUUCAGGGAAGUUUUUAACGUGUGAUAUUUUACUGUAUUUUUGGUUUCUAUGGAAGCCGCCCAGAGUGGCUGGGGAGGCCCAGCCAGAUGGGCGGGGUAUAAAUAAUAAAUUAUUAUUAUUAUUAUUAUUAUUAUUAUUGGAAAUGUGUGUGCUUCUUAUGGAGCGAAUGCAGGCUGCGCAGCUAUCCCAGAAGCCAGAACAGCAAGAGGGAUCUCUGCUUUUGCUGCGCAGCGAUCCCUCUUGUUGUUCUGGCUUCUGAGAUUCAGAAUAUUUUUUUUCUUGUGUUCCUCCUCCAAAAACUAGGUGCAUCUUAUGGUCUGGUGCGUCUUAUAGAGCGAAAAAUACGUAUGUUUCUCAGCAGCUGGUAUUCCAAGGCAUACUGACACCCGACAGUGAAGGAUAAAGAUAGCCAUUGUGCCAGCCUUUAGUAGCCUUCUCCUUUAUGAAUUUGUCUAAUCUUCUUUUCAAUCCACCCAAGUUGGUGGCCCUCGCUGCCUCUAGCGGGAGCUAAAUCUAUAGACUCAAUGAUUCGUUGUGUGAAAAUGUCCUUCCUUUUGCUUGUCCCGAAUCCUCUGAGGUUCCGCUUUGUUGAAUGUAAUAAUAAUAAUAAUAAUAAUAAUAAUAAUAAUAAUAAUAAUAAUAUCUUUAUUGUCAUGAAGUUCUAGUGUUAUGAGAUAGAAAGAAAAGCAUUUCUCUGUCCGUUUUCUCCACCCUUUCAUCCUCUGACACUGGGCAGGAUAUGGGUCCAUAAUAUUUAAAUCCACUCUAAAAUAGUCAUAUUUCUACAGGAAUUAAAUAACUGGGGAAGAGGGAGGUUUGCCUUAAUUCAGGGUUUCCCAAACUUGGAUCUCCAGCUGUUUUUGGAGUACAGUUCCCAUCACUCCUGACCGCUGGUCCUGCUAGCUAGGGAUGAUGGGAAUUGUAGUCACUUAAUGUGGAGUUUUACAUCGUACCAUUAGAAUCUGUAUUUAAACGUUUUGUGAUGGUAAUGUUCGUGUAGGGGAAGCCAGAUGUUGCCCUUCAUAUUUGAUCUCUGUCUGUCUGUCUGUCUGUCUGUCUAUCUAUUUCUUACUGCCAACUUCGGCUUCUAAGCAGUUUACGUGUAUAAAAAUUGAUUACAUAACUGUGAAUAUAUAAACCUCCCUAAUUAAAGUACAUGAUAAAACAACCCCAUUAAAGCAUGCCGUAAUUAAGUAAAAAAGUAAAUUUUCUUACUUUUAUGUCUUGAUGUUUUCUUUUUCUUUUUUUUGUAUUUAACUCUUCUAUACUUACCUUUGUUGUACAUUUGUAUUUUAAAGCAAUAAAGAUUUACCAUGAAGAAAAAUAAAUAAAUAAAAAUAAAACAUGCCGUAAUUAAAAUAGGAAGAGAUCCAAGGGAAAAUAGUAGUCACAUCUUCAAAAGCUGGCAGAAUGCCAGUUGGACUCCCAACUUCCACGAGACCCAGCCAGCAUGAUCAGUGGAUAGGGGUGAUGGGAGUUGGCGUGCAGUGACAUCUGGAGGGCACCAUAUUGCCUCCCUCUGUGUUCACGCAUGGACCGUCCUUUAUUGUCUUUGAAUUGCCACGUUGCUUGGGCUGUCUCUAAAUCCAAAAAGCAAGCAAUGGCAGAGGGUCUCCCGAGAAAUGAAUUUGACCGCCUUCUGCUUUUGCUUUUCAGGAAGAACGCUGUCGAAAUGGAGCUAGCCAAAUGCAAGAUGGAUAUGAUGUCACUGAAUAGUCAGCUUUUGGAUGCUAUUCAGCAGAAGCUUAACCUUUCGCAGCAGCUGGAGGCGUGGCAGGUAAGAGGGAAAUGGGAGUGUGGAGUAGCAGUCCAGAGUCCUUCUCCCCAGCACCUAUUCUCUUAAGUCAGAAAUGCUUUGCGGAUUCCACCAGAAGUCCCUUUUUUGUGCAUUCAUCCUGAUUCACUUGCCUAAACCUUGCACAGUGAUGACGUACAUGCAUGUGUUAUUGAACUAGGCCUGAUUUUCCUACUUCCCUGUGAUCGACAGAAACCUCCCCCUGGUUGACCUUUUCCCACCCCAGUUCUCAACUUCUCCGUCUUCUCCUCUCUCUCUCUCUCUCUCUCUCUCUUCUCUCCUAUGCUUCCAGUUUGCUUCCUCAGGCCUUUUUACAAUAUGGCUCCUUUGGUUUCUGAUCUAGUGUGGCCUUUCUCAGUUCCCGUAACAACAGCUUUAGUCGUACACCCCUCCUGCCUUUAAGGUGAGCGCCCAUCCACCUCUCUCCUUACCCACCUCAUCCUGUUUCAUCUCAUCCCAGUUUAGUCUCACUACAUCCUCCGGGGGGAAAGAAUGCGAGCAUCUCAUAGGCACCCACAGAAUCAACUCUGCGGGCACGUCGCUCUUCUCAUCUUCCAUGAGCAUGUCACAGUUUCUCUCUCUCUCUUCUCAAAAGUACCUUUCUGAAUUUGCUUGCCUGUCUUGUGGACUAGUGUCUCUCUUUUUUUAAAACACAUGCUUUCCUUUCCAGAGCAUGGACUUGUGGUAACAUUGAAAUAUACUCGGAGUCAAGUGUGGAUUUCAUGCUCUUUAUUCAGCUCAUAGUAGUGAGGAAUGAAAGUUCCCCCCCCCAAAAAAAAUCUGCUUUAUAUACAUUAUUUACGCAAUGGGCCGCACGUGAUUGGCUAAUUCCUGGAUUCUCCUGUAGGCCAAUCAGGUUGCGGAUUCACUUCCACCUGGAGCUGGAUUGGGUGGCUCCUGCGGACCAAUCAUACUGCUGCAUUGUUCUAGGACCAAUCAGACUGCUGCAUUCUGAAUCCUAUUGUUCUAGGACCAAUCAGACUGCUGCAUUUGAAUCCUAUUCAACUCAGUACAUAACAAACAUCUUGCAUUAUUAUUAUUAUUCCGGCAGUUAGAAUGCAGAAGCAUAGAUACCUUCAAAGGUGCAUGUGUAGCAUAGCCAUUAUGGCUAGUAGCCAUUGAUAGCCUUAUCUAGUACUAUUUUUCUAGAAAAAGAGGUGCCAGAACUCACCAUGAACUCACCCUUGUUCUCUUAGAAUGGCAAUGGGGCCCACCUGAGAUGUGCCGGAACUAAGCCCUGGCCUUAUUCUCCUCUGCCAGGAUAUCUGAUCCUCUUUUAAAGCCAUCCAAGCUGGUGGCCAUUCCUGCAUCCUGCGCAAGGUCCCUAAUUUAACUGUGCAUUGUUAAAAAGAAGGUCUUUUUUCAAAAUCUGUCCUUGCCCAAAAGGCCCAAAGAGUCUAAAGAGGGUGGGGGAGUGCCAUAGAAUUAACUUGAAAAUGAACUAAAAAUUGUUCACGAAUUCACAUUCAGUUCACCUGGUAAUUGUGGGAAAAACAUAGUUUUUUCAAACUAAUUCAGUAAACUUUGUUAAACCACACCAGUUCAUUCCAAUCACUGUUUAGAACUAAAUCACUGAGCACAUAUAGUUCCAGGGUGGGGAGCUCUUGAUUUCCAUGCAGAAGGUCCCUUGUCCCCUGGGAUCUCUAGGUAGGGCUGGGAAAGCCCUAUAUCAGGCUUCCUCAACUUUGGCCCUCCAGUUGCUUUUGGCCUACAACUCCCAUGAUCCCUACCUUGCAGGUCCAGUGGUCAGGGAUGAUGGGAAUUUUAGUCUCAAAAACAUCUGGAGGGCCGAGGUUGAGGAAGCCUGCCCUAUAUCCUAGAGAGCUGCUGCCAGUCAGUGUUGAUAAUAUUGAGCUUCAUGGACCAAUGAUGAUUUUUCCUCCAAAGACCUCUAAGUGGUGCAUAUGGCUCUUCCCUUUAACAUCAUCUUCUCACAACAACCCUGUGAGGUAGGUUAGGCUGAGGGACUUGAUCAGUGGUGGAGGAAGAGGAAUGCGGGGGGAGUGCACUGCCCCCGGUAGCGCGAUCCUGGUAGGGUGCCAUUGCGGCUGCCCUCCCCCCACUUGUGCUGGGCACCAGGCCGCCACAGGCACGUGCCACACCCCCAGGACGCCUGUCAUGCCCCCGGGAUGUGCGCCAGCCCCACCCCCACCUGCACUCUGCCCCCCUCCCCGGUGCCAGAGCAUGAAGCUUCGCCACUGACUGUGAUUGGCCUGGGGUCAGCCAGUGAGCUUUGUGGCAGAGAGGCAUUUACUAAUAAUUAUUGGGACGCGGGUGGCGCUGUGGGUUAAACCACAGAGCCUAGGACUUGCUGAUCAGAAGGUCGGCGGUUUGAAUCCCUGUGACGGGGUGAGCUCCCAUUGCUCUUUCCUAGCUCCUGCCAACCUAGCAGUUUGAAAGCACGUCAAAGUGCAAGUAGAUAAAUAGGUACCACUCCGGUGGGAAGGUAAACAGCGUUUCCGUGCGCUGCUCUGGUUCGCCAGAAGCGGCUUAGUCAUGCUGGCCCCAUGACCCGGAAGCUGUACGCCGGCUCCCUCGGCCAGUAAAGCGAGAUGAAUGCCGCAACCCUAGAGUCGUCCGCGACUGGACCUAAUGGUCAGGGGUCCCUUUACCUUUACCUCCCUGGUCCCAGUUUAACACCCUAACCACUACACCGCCACUGGCGCUGUAGAGCAUUUUGCUCUGCUGGCGGAGAGAUGCAUGUUGUUUUGUUUUGGCCCCAUGUGCCCCUCUCCCCAGCAAGAUGACUCAUAAUCACAAGCUGAAAACAUUGUAUAAUAAGAACGAGGAAUGGAGAACUUCAAACCGCUCCCUGUCUUCCUGUUUAGAUCAGCCCUUUAUUCACAGCCAUGACGACAGGGAUCUUUACUUUCAGUGUAAAGGCCAAAGCAAACGGGUCAAGCAUCUGCUUUGCACGCAGAAGCUCCCAGGUUUCAAUCCCCAGCAUCUCCAGGUAAGGCUGGGAUAGACUCCUGCCGGAAUCCCUGGAGAGCUGCUGCCCAUUGCUGCUUAUAUGAGCACUGGCCUGUAGCUCAGUGGGAGAGCAGGUAGGGAUGGAAAAAGCCCUGCUCUCUGAAACCCUGGAAAGAGACGGAGGUCAGUACUGAGCCAGAUGGACCAGUGAUCCGACUUGGUGUCAGGGGUCCCGUUUCCUCGCCUGAAACGAAAUGGGAACAUGCUGUGCUGUAGCCUUACUUAGCUGGGUUGCUUGGCGGUGGCUACAAAAUGGAGGCGAUGGCAGGUUCCAGCAAGACCUUGUGCGCUCUGCAAGAUGUCACCGGAAGCCAGCACUGCUUCUUGGCCAGCGGAGGUGGCAGAACAUACAUGGGGUCUCUGCUUCUUUAGUUUCUGCUGCCUGAGGCAGCUGCAUCACCCCACCUCACGGGUGGUCCGCCGUGCUUCGUAUAUCUCUAUCGCUGUGCACCCCUUCCUACAAGCAGCCCCUCCAGUCUCUUCCAUUUGAAUUUCCCAUCUCCUCUUUCUCUCCCCAGCUUGUCGUGCCUUCUCCAACCCUCACUUCUGAUUUGAUUGCUCAACAGAAGUUAGAACAGCCAGGCCUCUGCUCCCGUGACCAAAACAACUUGCUUUAAAGGAGGGAUGGGGAAUCUGUGACCCUCCAGAGCAGGGGUCAGCAAACUUUUUCAGCAGGGGGCCAGUCCACUGUCCCUCAGACCUUGUGGGGGGCCAGGCUAUAUUUUGAAGAAAAAAAUGAACGAAUUCCUAUGCCCCACAAAUAACCCAGAGAUGCAUUUUAAAUAAAAGGACACAUUCUACUCAUAUAAAAACAUGCUGAUUCCUGGACUGUCCGCGGGCCGGAUUUAGAAGGUGAUUGGACUGGAUCCGGCCCCUGGACUUUAGUUUGCCUACCCAUGCUCUAGAGGCAUACCUUUCAAGUGACCUGGAAAAAAGGGGCAUCUCAUUUUCUCAUGCGCUCCUGCCUCGAAAAAAGCCCUUUUUUGGAGAGUGAGCCAGGUGCAGGUCCCAUGACUCCCCUGGGAGCACGUACCGGAAGAUGCAUGUCUUGGUUUUGCAUCGGAAAAAGUUGGAAGGAAUGCAGAGGUUGUUGGACUCCCAACUUCCAUCAUCACCAGCCGGCAUCAGGGAUGAUAGGAGUUGUAGUCCCACAACCUUGGGAGGUCCACAGGUUCCACAUCCCUGCUGUUAAAGCCUGAAGUAUCUUUUGUGUGUGUUCUUUUUUAAAAAAUAAAUCACUUCCAUUAUUCUUUGGGGGGCAAGGGUAUUCUAGAAAUGAACCCUUCCUUGGCAUGCUGUUUGAAAUUGCUAGGCCAAAGAGGAUUUGCAUAUACAGCGGUACCUCUGGAUGCGUGUGAAUGGGAUCCGUUCCUGAGCCCCAUUCGCAUCCUGAAGCCCAUGCAGCCCACAUCUGUGCGUGCGCGGGUCACAAUUCACCACUUCCACGCAUGUGCAUGACAUCAUUUUGAGCGUCUGCGCAUGCUCGAGUGGCAAAACCCGGAAGUAACGCGUUCCAUUACUUCCGGGUUGCUGCAGAGCUCAACCCAAAGCUACUUCAACCCGAGGUAUGACUGUAGAUCAGGGGUUAGCAACCUAAGGCCCAUGGGUCACAGGUGGCCCAUGGGGGUUGUUUAACCGGCCCAUGAGCCGCCCCCAAACUGAACCACCCGCUUAGUGAGUCCCCGCGCGCUACGCUAAACCAGUGUAGCGCGGCAUGCGGACUCGCUUCUGUGGCACCGGAAAUCACAUCUGCGCAGACGCUGGAAAUUGUGGGUGCACUUGCUCACACACACAAUCCAGCCAUGGAGGGAUCUCCGCUGGAGUGAACAGGCCCAGACCUUGCCGACCCCUGAUAUAGAUGAUAGCCAAUUCGCUGCUUACCAGACAUGUAAAACAGUGGUGGCUGGUGCCCUUUGAGACUGGUGGAGCAGCAGGCAGGGAGCCCGACAGUAGGUGGCGCCAGAGCCAAUGACGGACAGAACCAACAAGUUCUAGGUUUGUUCCCAUCCUCGUCCCUGCUGAGUUCUACAAGGACAACAAAGAGACUGAGGAGGAAGAAGCUGCUAGCAGGCAAAGACAUCCCCUGGAGUGGGUGCAAGUAAGAAGGCAGGCUGGCAGGUGAGGGCUGGCAAAGGGCAGGCUGAGAUUGGUGGGAUAAUGCCCUGGUCAGCCUAAUGGACCAGCCUCUCUGCUGAUGUAAGAUGAGGCCUCAGAGCUAGGUGACUGGCUAUGUCUGUUUUACUGAUGCUGGCGGCGAUAUGGUAGGAGUGAAGUGUGUGUGUUUGCGCAUGAGUGCACACACGUCUUUGCUGUGUCCAUGUGCAUUUGAUGGUUGUUCCUAGCAACCGAGCCCUUGCUGUGAUGAUAAUCCAUGUGUCAGAUGGAAAUUCUUGUUUCUUUCCUCUUGGCUUCACUGAUUUCUGGUUAAUAAUGAUUCCCCCCAACCCUCCUUUUAGUGCUAGAGUCUGCUUGUCAUGCAGCUCAUUCCUCACAUUACAUAAGCCCUGAGUACAAAAAGCUUUGAUGGCUGAGAGAGAACUCAUGGCAAGAUUCCUGGAGCUAUUUCACCUCAAUUUAGCAUUUAAGUGAUCUACAGGCACUACCGUUUAAAUAAUGGUACCCAAAUGCCCUUUGCCAUGAUGCACAAGGAAUGUGUUUCUGUGCAGAGGCAGAACUUAGUAUGCCUAUCUGUGUAUAAUACUGCUACCACUAGUACUGCUUCUACUACUACCGUAUUUUUCGCUCUAUAGGACACACUUUUCCCCCUCCAAAAAUGAAGGGGAAAUGUGUGUGCGUCCUAUCGAGUGAAUGCAGGCUUUUGCUGAAGUGUGCACCGACCCCUCUCGCUCUCCAGGAUUCAGGAAGCUAUCCACAAGCCCUUGGAGCGCGGUGGGAGUUCCCGCUGGGCUCCGAAGGCUUGCGGAUAGCAGCAAGCUCCAGGAGCGAAGGCGAGGUUGCUCGCAACCUUGCUGCCGCUCCCGGACCCGUUCUGGGGGGUGGGGUCGGGGGAAGCUCGGGUUUCCCCCGCCCCAGGCCCGCGGUUAAAAAUGAAGCCAAGACAGCUAGCGGGAUAAAAAAAUUUUUCUUUAUUCCCCCCCACCCUAAAAUCUAGGUGCGCCCUAUGGUCUGGUGCACCCUAUAGAGCGAAAAAUAAGGUACUUUUUAUUAUUAGACAUUUUUAUCCCACUCUUCAGCCAAUAAAGGUUCCCAGAGCAGCUUACAAAUAAUCAGUGGGAAGACAUGUUCUCACAAUCUAAGAAUUCAUGACACAAGAGGAAAACAAGUUAGGGAGGGAAGAGGAAAAAAGCAGGCUCAGGCCCCAGUUAUUAGUUACAGAUAUUGUGCAACGGGAAGAGUAAUGGGAAAUAAAAUUGGCAGAGGAGGCAAAAGUUGCUGGUUUUCAGUUGAGCCAAUGUACAGAGUCCGAUCUCUCCCUCUCCUGCUGAGCUCUCUGCCUACAGGAGCGCUGUGUUUUUGGAGGCUGGGCUGGCUGCUAUUGUGUGUUUGUGACUUUGUUUGCAGAACCUGGCACAGCCAUUUAUUUAUAUGGGUGGGUGGGAGUAAAAGAGAACAUUUUUGGCAGCAUGAUUGAAGGGAGAGGGGGACCCCAGAGCCUGAGGAUGGCCAGGUUUUGCUGCUUCUCAACCUUCCCAUAAUUUGGCCCCUUUAUGUUUGUUUUAUCCCUCCCGCUCUCUCUUUGUCCUUCCUGUUAACAGCGUUCCUUCUUUCCUUCCUGCUGCAGGAUGACAUGCAGAGGGUCAUUGACCAGCAGCUGAUGGACAAACAUCCAAAGGAGUGGAGCCAGCCCACCUAUUCCUUCUCCAGCGGUCACGGGGCAAAGCGGCGCACUAGACCCUCCCCCUUGCUGAGGCCAGAGCAGCAGGGGUCAGAGCCCAGCGGGGCAGAAGGGAACCGCCUCUUUUCUUUUUUCAAGAAAAAUUAAUUGGACAAGAGCAACCACUCUCAAUUCCUUUUUUUCUUUCUUCCCUUUUCCUUUUUUUAUUUUUAUUUUUUGAGAUGAAGGAUGCUGGAGAGAGAUUCAGCAAGCCCAGCUUGUGAUGGAUGACGGUCUCCAAUUCCGGUCACAGAAGAAGCCGCCAAAAAAAGAAAAUGAAAAAAAAGGGGGGCAAGGAGUCCCGUCCCCCAACCCUUAAGAACACUGCACUAAUCUUGCAGGCUGCGUGGUCUGAACUCAAUGUUUACAUGCGUCAUAGUCCAAUCGCCGGUCUUCUGCGCGAUAGCAAUUGAAAAGGACACUCUUUGAUACCUUAAAGCAACAUGAUAAGAAAACACACAACCUUCCGGGUCUCUUGUUAGGUCCACUCUGUUUCUGCUGUGAGUAAUCCAGAUGUCUUAAAAGUCAUUCUCUUCUGCAAAAGAGGAAACUUUAAAGGACCAGUUGAGAUGUAGGAGCCAAGGAAGGGCCGGGGGCUGGGGGGGGCGGAUGGGGAAGAGAGAGAAAGGGGGAAAUACCCAUGCAUUUUAUUUGCCGAGUUUCCAUUCUUUUCACCAGACCAGAGGGCACCAGGUUGGCAAAGGCAGGUCAUCCUUAUCUGUCCAUUUCUCAAAAGUGAGAGAGAGAGCAGUCGUGGCUCCUGGUUUGGGCAGAGCCAGACAGAACUCAACAGAUGGAGGAGUGUUUGUGCUCUGUCCUGGUCUCUCUCAGGGUGGGUGACUAAGCAAGAAUGUAAGCACACUGAAGGCAGUUCAGCUUCCACGUCAGCUCUGUUUCCCUGCUCUCCUUUCCCAGAGGUUGUGGCUGCAAGGAAAUGGGCAAGUCUCUAGCCAGCUGGAAGUUGCAAGUAUGCUGCAGCAAGAGUCUAAGAGGGGCAGCUGCUCCUGUGCCUAAACAAGCACCAUACCCAAUAAGCAGAAGUAUCCCUGGACAAAUCCUGCUGUCUCUGCUUGUGAGAACCAGAGCCCAGGUUUUUGCAAAUUCUUGGGAUUCACAGUAUUCCCCCACCUACCCUCCCAAGUUUGUCCUUCAGCAAAAUGAGACCGCUUGCUGUCUUCUAAACCUUGGGCCAGGACUGGCUACGUGGUGUCGUCCAGAUCUUAUUGGACUACAGUUCCCAAUAUCAUGAACCUUUGGCCAUGCUGGCAGGGGCUGAUGGGAGUUCAACAAGAUCUGGAGGGCACCAUGCUGGCAAGGGCAUAUGGCAAGUGCCACCCUGCCCUGCUACUGAUGGAGGAGCAGUGCCAGCCUCACUGCCAAUUUUGGGAGAGAUCUUGCAUGUAAUCCUGAAAUCAACACCAAUGCCUGUGCUGCUUCUCUGCUGGCAGUGGUCUGCCCACAGGGGUGCUGCCUUGGGGGCUUUUGCUGCCUGAGGCAGUGGCCUCACCCCACCAGCCCUGAUGUUGGCUAUCCCUGCCUAGGUGCUAAACCCCUUGCUGCUAUUGUGAGGUUAAAUUGGGAGUGAGGCUCAUGGAAGAAUAGAAAUGACAGGAGCGUGGCAUUUUCACAAAGGGUAGGCUCUACUGCUAAGAUGCGGGAGCUGUUGAGACUUCAGCCUGAUCCUCACUGACUCCCAACCAGCAUGGUCAAUGGUCAGGGAUACUAGGAGUUGUGUUGCCGCUGACAGAUUGAGGGUCACAGGUUCCUCACCCCAGCAUAGGUUAAGCCAGAUUCCAUCUUUUCUUGGCAUGGCAUUUUUCUAGGCUAGGGGUAGCUAACAUGAUGCCCUGUGGGUGCUGUUGGACACCCAACGUCUUGACUAUUGGGCCUGUUGAGAAACCAUCAACAGGUGCAGGGCAGCACAUUUAGCUAUUCCUCUUCGAAUUGGAGGAAGGUUUGGGGGAGCUCCAAUCUAGAAGUGGCAGAGCUGAGAUGCAGGUGGACUCUAUGAGAACAAAACCUUUUCCAACCAUAAACAGUAGAUGGUGUAUGAAUGCCCAGUCUGCUGUUAUAUCUUCUCUUGGCCCUCCAAAAACAGGAACCCAACUCUUGCACCUGCUGCAGAUGCCCUUCACAGCUGGAGUAGCCACAGAAAUAAACUUGUCCCAUAUAGAUUUAGACUGAGUGCACACUAUACAUUUGAAACACAUUUCCCCCUUAAAAUUCUGGGCACUAAAGUUUGCUAAGAGUUGCUGGGAAUUGUAACUCUGUAAGGGAUAAACUACAGGGCCCAGAAUUAUUUAAGGGAAAUAAUGUAUUUUAAAGAUACAGUGUGUUACUGUUUUAAUCUGGUAACUGGCUGUUAGAGCAGAAUGCUUGCAAGGGAAAGACGAUUGCUUCUGAAAAGGAUGGGGAACCUGUAGUCUACUGGCUGCUGUUUAACUACAGUUCCCAUCAUGCCCCUAACUAUGUCGGCUGGGGUUGAUGGGCGCGGCAGUCCAACAACAUUUGGAGGACCAUGGGACAGAUAGUACUGGUUUAUGUAGAAAGGAAUCCCUGCGCUGUGAGUUCUAUUACACCAGGGGUGGGGAACCUGUUGUUACUGGAAUCCCAUCUGCCCCCAGCCAGCCUGGCCAAUGGUCAGGGGAUGAUAGGAGUUGUAGUUCAGCAAUAUCUAGAGUGCCCAUAGGUUCCUGAUCCCUGCUUUACACCAGUCUGGAACAGAACCCGAGUGGCAACAUUCAUAAAGGUAUUCUGGUUAAAAUAGUGUGUAACAGAACCUGUUACCUAUAUUCAUACACUGGUUUGGCAGACAGCAUCCUUGAGCACUGUGGGUCUUCCUUUUGAGUAAAAACAUGCAUAGGGUGAAGCUGAAAUCUUAUGGGGGGGGCAGCAUCUUUCCUAAAAUGUGAUAUACCAUAUUUUGCCGCCUUCUCCUGCAAGGUUAGCUACUGCCCAUUGCAUUGUGGGAUAGUGAACGGAAAGCAAUAAAGAGAGAACAGGGAGGGCUGGUCUCCCUCCCCCACCUUGAGAAACCUGACAGCCACACUUGUAGACUUGUUUCCAGGAGUUGCCAGUCCCCCACCCACGCUCUCUGUUGAGCAUUGCCAUCUGUCAUAACAGUACAGCUCCCCCCCCCCCGCCACAUCAUAUUGUGAUAUUAUUGAACUACACAGCCAGGGGUGAUGGAGCUUCGUGACAGCAGUGGGGAGCUCCAUUAAUUUGGGAGGAGAAGCGGGUGGCUGUAGAGCAAUUGCAAGGAGCCAUACUGCCCGCUUUAUCUCCCCCCCUCCCCGCAUUAGCUGAGAAUCCUCACUAGGGGCAUCAGUUGUGGUAUCACUACCUAAAGAUCAGACCAGACAAAACAUUGCACAGAUUCAUUCAGUUAAUUCUUGCACCUAAAAGUACACCAUGGUAUAUUUUGGAACAGGAAAGGGAAAACUCUGUCCCGUGUCCAGUUCCACCACCACCACCCCAUUCUGGGGACCGCAACUCCCAUCAGCCUCAGCCAAUAUGAUCCAGCUGGAGUCCAACUACAGCCCAAGGGCUGCAGUCGUCCCCCCUGUUUUAGCGCCUGACAUGCGUUUUGCCUGUAAGCAAGAGGCUAACUGAUAAUGCAAGAGGGGCACUUGUAGAGCCUCUGGCUCCCUCCAUCAUUGAUCACUGCCAAGUAGCUAACCUUUCCUUAGGAGGAGCAAAGAAAGCUACAGUAAAACAGUGGCAGGAGAGAGAUGGCCCACAGCUCCUGCUUUCCCUGUGUUUGGCUAUCUGGGAUCCUUUUCAGCUUUCUCUGGCUGUGGGUUGGGCAGGCUCAGCAUUGUCAAGAAGUAAGCAGAGCUAGCAAGCCCCAUGGGUACACUUCACAUGGGAGGUGCAAUGGGCCACCAAGUCUAUUGCCUAUAGCAAAAAAAGAAAGUAAUGGGGGGGGCCCACAUCAGGAUCCAGAGAGGCCCAGUUCCACAUGGCAAAACUGAUCCUCAUUUUUACCAUUUGGAGGAGGGCAAGAGAGAUUGUGUGGCUGUCUGUAAUAAAAUAAAUCCCGGCACAUCAAAAACUUGCUGUCCAGGAAAGAAGGCAACUCUAGAACAUUUCUCCAAGUUUUAGUUUAUGUGCAAUUAAGAAGAAAAAUGAGGAGCAUUCAGUCGCUCAAUUCCCCAUUAUAGAACCCGAAGUAAUAUAGGCCAGGAAGUGAGCACUACACAGCCUUUUUAAGAACAGCAGAAGAACCUUCUUGCCGGAUCAGGCCCAUCUAUUCCAGUAUCCUGUUCUCACGGUGGCCAACCAGUCCUUUUCACACACUAUUUGAUCUAGGCUGUAAGCCAGAGCUGGGGCAAGCCUGCAGUCCUUCAGACGUUUCUGGACUCUCAGUGCCCAUCAUCCGUCACCCACUGGCCAUGUUGGUGGGGCUAAUGGGAACUGGAGUCCUAACAACAGCUGGAGGUCCAGAGGUUGUCCAGCCCAUCAUAAGGGAACUAGGAACCUACUAGCAAUGAGCAUUCCCCACAGACCAUGGCAGGUUCUGGGGACAGUUCGCACCUCCAGAGACCCUCGGAUCUGGAUCUGUCAGCGUUCCCCACUUCAGCAGCUCAAACCGCUUACCCAAAAGUAAAGCGAGAUGUGCCUGGGAGCUGCAUCAAUAGGCUUCCCCCACCCUGCCUAAAGCCCUUGGAAACCAAGCACACAGCAGGGAUGAACAGACAGAAUGUAUCUAUAGAGGUAUAUGUACAUAUUACACAGUGCAGUAAUUUUUGUAUGUAGCAGUAAUGUAAAUAAAUGUACUUUUUAUAUAAAUAUAUAUAAGAUAUUCUAUAAAGGCAUAUUUUAGUAGAAAACGCCGCUCUACUGCUUCUUUUGUAAAUAGUUCUCGUCAGAAUAAAAUGGGUCCUUUCUAUGG